Messenger RNA from Zeugodacus cucurbitae (melon fly), 59357 nucleotides. RefSeq lists its product as uncharacterized. Gene Ontology annotation, molecular function: calcium ion binding; zinc ion binding. The coding region runs from base 1992 to 56066 and encodes 18024 amino acids. The record is from RefSeq and is a predicted model, not a curated record. NCBI's taxonomy places the organism in Eukaryota, Metazoa, Arthropoda, Insecta, Diptera, Tephritidae. Gene Ontology annotation, cellular component: nucleus. The transcript has 91 exons.
AUAAAAUAAAAUAAAAAUAUUUGUUGGAUUAAAAAAUUUCGAAAUUCGUCAGAGUUGAAAGAAAUAUUAAGUUUUUUCACUCUUCUUAAUUCAAUUUACCCAGAAUUGUGAAAUUGAAAGCCAAUAAUUCCACAAAAAGAUGACCUCAAGCAGUCAUUUGCCUCAUGGCGUAAUGCAAAGGAAAGUCACAUGUCAUAAAAUCACCGAAAAAAUUAAAAAAAUCGAGAAAACGUCAACCUGUCCCAACUUGUAGGCAACAAAUUCCUUUUGUUUAGGUUAUGUGGGUGUCUGCUGCUGGCAGUGGUGGGCGUGCUGAAGAUGUCCAACAAAUACGCCAGCGAUGAUCAAAUGUAGCGCUAAUAAAUGACUUUUUAGUAAAAUACUGCCGCCUUCCCUCUCUGCUGCGCCGUCUUCAACACUCUUGAACAGCCUACUCUAGAAAUUGCGACAAUAAACUUAAUUCAGCCGAAAAUAACCAGGCACAAGACAGACGAAAAAAACCACAAAUCGCUCAAGCGAUUUCAUUUCCAAGCGGCCUCUGCAAGCAGACAACUUUAAAACGAACGAAAAACAACAAUAACAAGAAAACAUCAAUGACUUUUAUUAGCGCGCUAAUGCAGAGGCAGCAAGAGCAGCAGAAGAAGAAGCAUAAGCAGAAAUAGUACUAGUUGUUAGGGAAAGAUGUGGGCGCCGCGCAGAAGGUGAAGCAAAAAGUGGUAGUAGUUGUAGACGGCAGUGGCCAAAAAUGGACCACAGGUUUGGUGCGCGGGUUGAGCGCCCGCGUAGGCUAAGAAGUCAGCGCGCCGUCGUCGCGUUUAUUGCCUAACAGCAAACGAGCAAAUAGCAAAAGCGCACACAUACACAGAUAUAUUUAUAUUUAAACGAAUGUGUUUGUGUGGCGAAAAAGAUUAAGGUGCGCUCAAGUGCAGAAACACACACCGUUAAACCCACACGUUAGCGCACGUACAUACACAUAUACACUCAAGCAUUUGCUAUUAUAUAUCCGCACACUCAUCUAAGUUGUUGCGGCGGCGCUCUGCACUCUCGUCGCGCUCUUUUCCAACCACCUAAGCCAAGCUAGCAGCCAACAGCUAACACUGCUCGAUCGCUGCCGCAGUCACUGCCGCUGCUGACUGACUAAGUUGGCCAAGUUGGCUGCUCGCUUCGGUGACUUCAUAGCGCUUAGCUUUCGGUGCGUCGCUGUGCCACGGAGCUUUGUACAUUCAGUUCGCCAACGGCGCGCGUACGGUGCGGAUCUCUUUCUUUGCUUUGAACGGACGUUUGCGGUGUCAUAAAUACUACAUACAAAUACAUACUCAACUGCCAAUACUCAUAUAAUACAUAUAGUAUAUAUCUCAACUGAGUAUAUUCAUUAUUCAAAGUGUUCAAGUAAAGUGAAAGAUUCCUCUACAAAGUGCAAAUAUAAAAUACAGCAAUUCUUUGAAAAAAUAAUAAUCUGAAAAUAUUUAAACCGUGUAUUUCAAAGCAAAGCUACAUUUAGAUUGUGUUCAAAAAUUCGGCGUCGAAAUCGCCUUUUGUGCGUCGAAUUCGAAAAUCGUUCAUUGUGUUCCAACAAGUGUUUGGUGUUUGGCAUUUAAAUUAGCUAUUUUUUUAAAUCCUAAUUGUUCAUCCUUACCCCUUUGCAGUGAAAGUUUCGAUUUGCACGUAAGCAAAUUCAAAUCAAUUCUACAGCAAUAGCAAAUAACACAACACCACAACUAAGAAAAAUUCACAAUUCAAGUAAUUUGAAAAUACAAAAAAGUGCAGAAAUUUACAAAAGCAAAAAAUAUUUGCAAAGAAAAUUGUGUUCAAGCAGUAGUUGGAGCGCUCUAGCGCUGUCUCCAAGCAAAGUUAACAUUUCGAUUUUGGAUUUCGAUUUGUGUAGUAACUGUGUCUCGAAGCGUGUGUCUCGCUGUGUGUGUGUGGAGUAGCGCGCGGCCGGUGACAGAAUGUAUUAAAUUCGGAUUUGAUUGCAAGAAAGAUAUGCAAAAAUGAGAAUAUUUUUGCCACUAGUCACGUGGAUAGUGCUACUUUCGAGUACAGUACAUUCACAAAUCAAAACAAUACGAUCGGACCAAGCGCAUUUGAAAAAUAGCCGUUUUGGUGGCGAAGUAUUUUUUCUAAAUCUUGAAGAUGGCUAUUUCGGCUGUCAAGUUAAUGAGUCUACAGAUUAUUUACAAUUAUUCGAAUUAUCGAAAUUAUGCGACGGCAGGCGAGAUUGUUUUCUCGGUGCCGAUGAGCUGAGAGAGGAGCUCAAAUGCACAAAUGACUGUGAUAAGGAAGGCACUAAGUGCACGAAUGGUGUUUGCUUAAAUGGCGUUUGCCAUUGUAACGACGGUUUUGGCGGUUGCAAUUGCGGUGACCGAGAUGAAAACGAAUGCAAAUAUCGUCCAUGCGAUGUAUUUGCGCACUGCAUCAAUACGCUUGGCAGCUUCACGUGUACCUGCUUUCCCGGCUAUCACGGCGAUGGGCGUCACUGCGAAGAUAUCGAUGAAUGCCAAGAUCCAACGAUAAGAGCGCGUUGCGUCGAGAAUGCCGAAUGCUGCAAUCUGCCAGCGCACUAUCUCUGCAAAUGUAGGGACGGCUAUGAGGGCGACGGCGAGAAGCUGUGCACAGACCUCGACGAGUGCCAAAGCCCCACUGCCUGCGGUACUGGUGCGCAAUGCAUCAACACACCCGGCAAUUACACCUGCGCAUGUCCCGACGGCUAUCAUGGCGAUCCAUAUUACAGCUGUUUGGACAUCGACGAGUGCACACAUCCGAAUGCCUGCGGCCCAGGCGCCAUCUGUACGAACCUCGAGGGCGGUUAUCGCUGCGACUGCCCAGAAGGUUACGACGGUGAUGCGCGCUCGGCCAACGGCUGUGCCGAUUUUGAUGAGUGUGCGCGUUCGCCAUGCGGCCGCAAUGCACAGUGUUUGAAUACGGACGGUAGCUUCAAGUGUAUCUGCCCCGAUGGCUAUGCGGGUGAUCCCAGUCAAGGUUGUGAAGACGUCGACGAGUGUUCCACUAACAAUCCAUGCGGUUUGGGUGCUGAAUGCGUGAAUAUUGGCGGUAGCUUUGCAUGCAACUGUCCGCCUGGCUAUGCGCUCGAAUUCGAACGGGAGUAUAGUCUGGGUGGCGGCGGCAUUUAUGGCGGCAACGGCACAACACUAAGGGUAACUGGCGCCGGUUUAGCUUGUGUCGAUAUAGAUGAAUGUAAUAUGGAUGAUGGAGUGGCCAAGUGUGGCACGAACGCAAAAUGCAUUAACUUUCCGGGUUCAUAUCGUUGCUUGUGCCCGAGCGGCUUUCAAGGACAGGGGUAUUUGCAUUGUGAAAACAUCAACGAGUGUCAGGACAAUCCUUGCGGUGAGAACGCGAUCUGCACCGACACCGUCGGCAGCUUCGUGUGCACCUGUAAAACAGACUACACUGGAGAUCCCUUCCGCGGCUGCACGGACAUCGAUGAGUGCACCGCGCUGGAGAAACCUUGCGGCACACAUGCCAUAUGUGAAAAUGCCGUGCCCGGUUACAAUUGUAAGUGUCCACAGGGCUUCGAUGGAAAACCAGACCCGAAGGUGGCCUGCGAACAGGUCGAUGUGAAUAUACUGUGCCGCAGCAGUUUCGAUUGCACCAACAAUGCGGAAUGUAUUGAGAAUCAAUGUUUCUGUUUGGAUGGCUUCGAACCGAUCGGUUCGAGUUGUGUUGACAUCGAUGAAUGUCGCACGCAUGCGGACGCCUGUGGAGUGCACGCACAAUGCAUAAAUACACCUGGCUCGUUUCGUUGUGAUUGUGAGGCCGGCUUUGUGGGCACACCACCGCGUAUCGCUUGUAAGGAACCGUGUGAGGAUGUGCAUUGUGGCGAACAUGCUUAUUGCAAACCGGAUGGCAAUGAGGCUUAUUGUAUUUGCGAAGACGGUUGGACUUUCAAUCCCAUGGACAUCUCAGCCGGUUGUGUGGAUAUUGACGAGUGUGAUGCGGUACAUGGUCCCUUUGGCAGUUGUGGCAUCAAUGCGACAUGUACGAACACGUUGGGCAGCUUUAGUUGCGCCUGUCCAUCAGGCUUUUCCGGCGAUCCGCAUGCCAAAUGCGUCGACGUGGAUGAAUGUCAUGUGGGCAAUAAAUGUGGUGAAGGUGCGGAAUGUGUGAAUAUGAAUGGGGGCUAUGCGUGUAGCUGUCCAGCCGAUUCGAUCGCCGAUCCGGAUCCCACGGUACGUUGCGUGCCGAUUGUUACGUGCGCCUCGAACAACGAUUGUCCCGGCAAUGCGAUUUGCGAUACGGAAAAACGUUGUCUCUGCCCACAACCCAAUAUCGGCAAUGAUUGUCGUCAUCCUUGUGAAGCGGUUAAUUGCGGCGCACAUGCACAAUGCAUGUUGGCCAAUGGACAAGCGCAGUGCUUAUGUGUCGAGGGUUACACGGGUAGUCCAAAUACACCGGGCGGUUGUAAUGAUAUCGACGAAUGUAAGGCGAAUCCAUGCCAAGCGAAUGCCAUCUGUACGAACACAGCGGGUGGUUAUCUCUGCCAGUGUCCAAGUGGCACAAGCGGUGAUCCCUACCGUGAGGGCUGUACCGCAGGCAAAGUUGCCUUCACUUGCUCCGACUCAAAUCCCUGUUCGCCCGGUGAAACCUGCGUCACAGACUCAUAUACCGGUAGCGGUGUGUGUAUUUGUCGUCAAGGCUAUGAACGCAAUACAGAGAGUGGUCUCUGUCAGGAUGUGGAUGAGUGUUCACCGAGUCGUCAGAAGGCGGCUUGUGGUCUCAAUGCGCUUUGUAAAAAUCUACCCGGCAGUUAUGAAUGUAAGUGUCCACAAGGCUUUAGUGGCAAUCCCUUCGUUAUGUGCGAGCAAUGCAAAUCACCGGAAUGUCAAUGCCAGCCACCGUAUAAGUUGGUCGGAAACAGCUGUAUACUGGCCGAUUGCUCAAAGGAUAAGAAAUGUCCCAACGGUGCUGAGUGUAUUUCAAUCGCUGGUGGCGUUAGCUACUGUGCUUGCCCGAAAGGCUAUAAGACCGGACCCGAUGGUUCGUGUGUGGAUGUGAACGAAUGUGUGGAGCGUGACUCGCAAGUCUGCGCUUUUGGCGCUGAAUGUAUUAAUAUACCCGGCGGUUACACUUGCGCAUGCCCUGAUGGCUAUAACGGUGAUGCUUACCAUGGACUAUGUGCGCCAGCGCAACGCAAAUGUGCUGCCGAUAAGGAAUGUGGCACAAAUGAGAAAUGCGUACAGCCUGGCGAAUGUGUCUGUCCACCACCAUUCUUCUUGGAUCCCUACGACAAUAACAAGUGCAAGAGUCCUUGCGAACGUUUCCCUUGCGGUAUCAAUGCCAAGUGCACACCAACAGAUCCACCACAAUGUAUGUGUGAACCAGGCUUCAAAGGAGAUCCGCUUAUGGGUUGUACCGAUGAAGAUGAAUGUGCGCACUUGCCUUGCGCGUAUGGCGCUUACUGUGUUAAUAAGAAAGGCGGCUAUCAAUGUGUUUGCCCGAAAGGUUUCACUGGUGAUCCAUACAAGAGUGGUUGCAUUUUGGAAACCGGCGUACCGAAGAGUAAAUGCACUGCCAACGAAGACUGUGCAAGCAAUUUGGCUUGUGUGGAAGGCUCUUGUGUGUCGCCAUGCUCAAGUUUACUUUGCGGACCUAAUGCUUUCUGCGAGACCGAAAAUCAUGCCGGCUGGUGUCGUUGCCGCGUCGGCUAUAGCAAAGAUCAGAAUGGCGAUUGUGUAUCACAGUGUAAGGACAUUAUUUGCGGCGAAGGCGCACUCUGCAUACCCACUUCGGAAGGACCAACCUGUAAGUGCCCACAAGGUUACUUCGGUAAUCCAUUCCCAGGCGGCUCCUGCUCCACGGAUCAAUGUAGCGCAUCUCGUCCAUGCGCUGAGCGUCAGGUUUGUAUCAAUGGACGCUGCAAGGAACGCUGUGACGGCGUGGUAUGCGGUAUUGGUGCCACUUGUGACAAGAAUAGUGGCAAAUGUGUUUGUGAACCCAACUUUAUUGGCAAUCCAGAUCUGGUGUGUGUUCCACCCGUCAAGUAUGCCGAAUGUGAACCGAAGUGCGGUGAGAAUGCGCACUGUGAAUAUGGUUUCGGAAAUAGCGUAUGCGCUUGCAACCCUGGCACAACGGGCAACCCCUACGAAGGCUGUGGUCCACAAAACAAGAAUAUUUGCGCACCCAAUAGCUGCGGUACAAAUGCUGAAUGUCGCGCUGAUGGUCAACAAAUCAGUUGUAUCUGUCCACAAGGAUUCACUGGCAAUGCCUACGUGGGCUGUCAAGAUGUGGAUGAGUGUGUGAACAAACCUUGUGGUCUCAAUGCGGCCUGUCUCAAUACACACGGCGGUUUCGAGUGUCUCUGUUUAUCCGGUUUUGCUGGUGAUCCAUUCAGCAGUUGUCAACCCGUUGACACUGUCUUCUGUACUGAUGCUGAUAGAUGCGAAUGUAAUGCACGUGUCGAAUGCCCCGAUGGAUACACUUGUGAGGGCGGUAAGUGCAAGAAUCUGUGCUCAAAGACUGCCUGUGGCCCAAGAGCUGCUUGCGAUGGCGGUAAGUGUAUUUGUCCACUCGGUUAUAUCGGUGAUCCGUACGACACCAACAGUGGCUGCACCAUACGUGGUCAAUGUAACAACGAUGCGGAUUGUAAGCUCUCGGAAAUUUGCUUCCAACUGGGUAAAGGUUUGCGCAAAUGCGUGGAUGCUUGCUCGAAGAUUCAGUGUGGACCGAAUGCGCUUUGCGUGUCAAACGAUCAUCGUUCAUCUUGUAUUUGCACUGAUGGCUAUUUCGGCAAUCCGAGCAAUCUACAGGUGGGAUGUCAACCCGAACGAAAAGUACCGGAUAAUGAGGAUAAAUGCAAAUCGGACAAUGAAUGUGAACCUGGCUACUCGUGCGCUCCCGACAUGCACGGCACCAAAGAGUGCAUCAACCGCUGCUCGAAGGUCGUUUGUGGCACGAAUGAAGUGUGCAAUAUCGAUGCGAAUGGACAUGCACUCUGCAACUGUGCAGAUAGCUUCGUUUGGAAUCCCGUUACUUCAUCUUGCGAAAAGCCUUCACUGCCUGAUUGUACCAGCGAUACGGACUGUCCAGCUGCUUCCGCUUGCAGACCCGAUGUUGUCGGUGUACUCAAAUGUGUUUCCAUCUGUGAUGAAUUUACAUGUCCAGCCAAUUCGGUUUGUGUAGCACGUAAUCACCAAGGACGCUGUGAUUGUCUUGCCGGUUAUGUUGGUAAUCCCAACGAUCGAAAUGGCUGCCAGCCUGUGACGAAGAAUCAAUGUCGCACCAAUGCUGAAUGCGCCGAAUCGGAAGCAUGUGUAAAAUAUGGACCAAGUGAGAGUCUCACUUGCCGACCAGCUUGUGAAAGCGUUAAAUGCGGUCCACGUGCAGUAUGCAUCACCAAUAAUCACAUCGCUCAAUGCCAAUGCCCACCAGGCCCGUAUGCCGGAGAUCCAAAUGAUCCAUUCAAUGGUUGCCAGAGCGUACCUUGUGUUUACAAUCAUGACUGCCCACCAACAAAAAUGUGCAACCGUAUGACACAUACUUGCUACGAUGUUUGCGAUGAAGAAUCCUGCGGCGAGAACGCCAUUUGUAUUGCUGAAGAUCAUCGCGCUGUGUGUCAAUGUCCACCCGGCUUUAAAGGAAAUCCCAUGCCUGAAGUGGAAUGUACUAAAGUUAGCGGCUGCCAACCCGGCACAUGCCAUCAUUCCGCCAUUUGUGAGGUCACACCCACGGGACCAAUGUGUCGCUGUCCUGAAAAUUUCAUUGGCGAACCCGAAACAACCGGUUGUCGUCCAAGUGGUCAAUGUCCAAAUGGCGAUGCCGAUUGUCCAGCGAAUACCAUUUGCGCUGGUGGCCGUUGCAUUGACCCUUGUGAAAACGCCUGUGGUCAGAACUCCGAAUGUAAGGUGGUUAAUCGCAAACCAGUUUGUAGCUGUCCAUUGAAAUUCCAACAAAACGGCGAAUCACCAAAGGAAGGUUGUGUACGUUCAGUAUCCAGAUGUAAGUCUGACAUUGACUGCGGUGGCGAAAUUUGCUACAAUGGACAAUGUCGCGUUGCUUGCCGUAAUGAGAACGACUGUUCUGUCGGCGAAAAAUGCUUAAGUAAUGUUUGUGUGAUACCUUGCUUGGACCAUAGUCAAUGUACGUCGGGUUUGGCCUGCUUGGAUGGCCUCUGCGUCAUUGGCUGUCGCAGCAAUAAGGAUUGUCCAUCAGAUCAGUCGUGUAUCAACAACAAAUGUGCCGAUCCUUGCAAGACAAGCGGUAUCUGUGGACCCAAUGCGCUCUGCAGCAUCGACAAACAUCUCACCCAAUGCACAUGUCCCGAAGGAUUCGAAGGUAAUCCCACGCCCGAUCAAGGUUGCGUACGCGUACCGGCACCAUGUUUGGCUACCAAUCAAUGUCCCAGCAGUCAUAUGUGUAUCGGCAAUCAAUGUAAUUUGCCAUGUCAAAAGACAACCGCUUGUGCUAUCGGCGAACGCUGUUACCAAAAUGUUUGUCGUAAAGUUUGUUACACGAGCAACAACUGUUUGCCUGGCGAAAUUUGUAACAAUGAUGGUACUUGCCAACCUGGCUGUGACUCCGACGCUGAUUGUCCACCUACAGAACUCUGUCUCACCGGUAAAUGUAAAUGCGCUUCCGGCUUUAUUGGUACACCAUUCGGUUGCUCAGAUAUUGAUGAAUGUACUGAGGAACCUUGUCAUCCCACAGCGCGUUGCGAGAACCUCCCUGGUUCUUAUCGCUGUAUUUGCCCCGAAGGCACAGUGGGCGAUGGCCUAACCCAACAGGGUUGCAUUAAACCAAAGGAAUGCUAUAAGGAUGACGAUUGCGCAAACAAUCUAGCCUGUGUUAACGAUAAGUGUACAGAGCCCUGCACCAACACCACCUGUGGACCGAAUGCACUUUGCAAUGCUGAAAAUCAUCAAGCCGCUUGCUAUUGCCCACCCGGUCAUUUGGGUGAUGCCAGCGAGCAUACAGUCGGCUGUUUCAAGGUCGAAUGUAUCGUCAAUGAGGACUGUGCCAACGAUAAGGCUUGCGAUAGCGAAACAAAUCGUUGCAUUAAACCAUGCGAUCUUAUUUCAUGCGGUAAAGGUAGCUGUAGCGUUGCCAAUCAUCAAGCGUUAUGUACUUGCCACGAAGGUUAUCAGCUUGCCAAUAAUAUCUGCGAAGAUAUCAACGAAUGUCUCUCUCAACCGUGCCACAGCACUGCUUUCUGUGAAAAUCAACCGGGCACAUACCAAUGUCAGUGUCCCGAAGGUUUGAUAGGCGAUCCAGUUAAUGUGGGUUGUCGCGAUCCCAACGAAUGUCUUACCGACUCUGACUGCCCAUCAAGCGCAAGUUGCCAAAAUGCGCGCUGUCGUAGCCCAUGUGAACGUGAGAAUGUCUGCGGUCGUAAUGCCACCUGUUUGGCGCAAUCACACAACGCCAUUUGCGCCUGCCCACCCAAUUCACGCGGUGAUCCAUCCAUUGAAUGUGUCUACAUCGAAUGCUCCGAGAAUGAGGACUGCGCCAAUGAGAAGGCGUGCUUGGACUCGAAAUGUGUUGAUCCCUGCGGACUACCGAAUGUUUGUGGAACUAACGCACGUUGCACAGCGCAAAACCAUAUCGGUGUUUGCACAUGUGAAAGUGGUACAACCGGCGAUGCACAGCUCGGCUGUGUUGCGCUGCAAUACUGUAACACCGAUAGUCAAUGUGCCUCAGGCACAAUAUGUACCAACGGCAUCUGCGCUUCGCUCUGUACUUCCGUGCGUGAUUGCAUCUCAGACCAACUGUGCAUUCAAGGCGUUUGCCAGCCCACAUGUCGUUCGAACUCUUCAUGCCCCGAAUUCCAGUAUUGUCACAACAGCAUUUGCACGAAGGAGGUGCUUUGCCGCAACGACGACGAUUGUGAUGUGAACGAGAGCUGCGUACUGGAUAGCUACGGACGCGCUUCGUGCGAGAAUGUUUGCUUGGGACGCGCUAUUUGCGGACGCAAUGCUGAGUGCAUAGCACGUAGCCACUCGCCCGAUUGCGAAUGUAAGGAAGGAUUCUUCGGUGAUCCGAAGAGUGGUUGUCGCAAGAUUGAAUGUUCCACGGACGCAGAGUGCUCCAACGAUAAGACCUGUGAUGAUCAUAUGUGCAAGAUAGCUUGCCUGAUUGGCGAACCGUGUGGCGAGAAUGCGUUAUGUACCACAGAGAAUCAUAAACAGGUGUGUCACUGUCAACCUGGUUUUACUGGUGAUCCGCGUGUACGUUGUGACGUUGUCGACUUUUGUAAGGAUGCGCCAUGCGGCCCCGGCGCACGUUGCCGCAAUUCGCGUGGUUCAUUUAAAUGUACUUGUCCUCCUGGUUUGGUUGGUGAUCCCUACAAUGAAGGUUGUCGCACCGCGGUGGAGUGUGAAACUAGCGAAGAUUGUCCCCCGCAUGCUGAAUGCACCAAAAUUAACGGUAUAUCCAAAUGUCAAGAUGUUUGUGCAAAUGUUAAAUGUGGCACGAAUGCCGAAUGUAUACCUAAGGGUCAUCAAGCUCAUUGUGCAUGUCGUAAUGGUUACGACGGUAAUCCCGCUGAUCGGAUUGCCGGCUGUAAGCCACUACCCGUACCAUGUCAAAUGACCAGCGACUGCCCGACCAAUACCUACUGUUCGGAAAGUAUUUGUAAACCUGCCUGCAUACUCGAUACCGAAUGUGGCGCAACGGAAGUAUGUCAAGGUGGCCAAUGUGUGAAUCCCUGCCUGCAGGCGCAAGCUUGCGGCAUGAAUGCUGAAUGCCACAUACAAACACACUACAAACAAUGCUCCUGCCCAGCUGGUUUCACCGGCAAUGCGGACGUGGAAUGUGUACGCAUACCGGUGGCCUGUAAUAGUGAUGUGGAAUGCCGUGAAGGCUAUAAUUGUCACGACUCGAUGUGUCAGCCCGCUUGUCAAAGCGAUCAAGAUUGCGCCUUGAAUGAGAAGUGUCUACGCGGCAGCUGUAUGCUGACCUGUCGCGUGGACAACGAUUGCUUCCUGGGACAUGUUUGUCUACAUAAUAAAUGCGUUUACGGUUGUCGUACCGACGAUGAUUGUAGCGCAUCCGAAUCCUGCCGUCACGAUAAGUGUACCAAUCCUUGCCUGGAUAAUCCUUGUGGUCCCAACGCUGCCUGCUCUGUAUCCAAUCAUCGUGCUAUUUGUAGCUGUCUGGAUGGUAUGGUACCGAAUCCCACACCGCAGGUCGGCUGUGUACGUAGUCCGCCACUCGAUUGUAAUGAGAAUCGUGAUUGUGCCAAUGGUUUGGCUUGCUUCGAGUUUGCCUGUCGUCCGCUGUGUGCUGAUGACGCCGGUUGUCUUACUAAUGAACGUUGUCAAGGUGGCAUUUGCAAGCCGCUUUGUCGACGUGACGAUGAUUGUCGCGGCAGCGAAGUUUGUUUGGGACUAAGCUGUGUAGCUGGUUGCCGCUCGGAUCAGGGUUGCCCACACGAUCUAUCAUGUGUCAAUCAACAGUGUAUCAAUCCGUGCGCUGAACCCGCUGCAUGUGGCACCAACGCUGAAUGUUUGGUGAUUGACCAUCGUAAGCAAUGCACAUGCCCACAGGGUCUUAUUGGCAAUGCAGAGGUGUCAUGCAAAGCGCCGCGUACCGCUUGUACGAGCAACGAGGACUGCGAUGGCAAUCAACUCUGUUAUGGAGGUAGCUGUCAAGGUAAAUGCCGUAAUGAUCAGAAUUGUUUGGCCGAUGAGCGUUGCAUGCGCGGUACAUGCCGCACCGUUUGUAAUACGGAUUCCGCUUGCGCACAAGGACAGAUUUGCGAGAACCGCGUCUGUCAAAUUGGUUGCCGCAAUGAUCUCACCUGCCCCAGCAGUGAAGCGUGCGUCAACAAGAAGUGCAAAAAUCCCUGCGACACACCCGGUCAGUGUGGUCAAUGCGCCAAUUGCUUGGUGGUCAACCAUGGUGUACAGUGCAGCUGUCCGAAUGGCUUCCUUGGCGAUGGACUUAGCGGCUGUCAACAACCACCACAGCGCUGCAACCCCAACUGUCAGUGUGAUGAAACGAACACGUACUGCGCCGACGCCUGUGCACGCACUGAAGACUGCGCUUGCGGACAAGUCUGCACGCGUGGUAAAUGUCGUCAAAAGUGUGGCGGCGGACGUAAUUGCCCACUCGGUCAACUCUGCGAACGCGGCACUUGCCUCGCCGGCUGCAAAGCCAACUCCGAUUGUCCCACCGAUCAAAGCUGCCUCAAUGGUAAAUGCGCCGAUCCAUGCGCAAAUAAGUCAGCCUGCGGCCGCAAUGCACUGUGCACUGUCUCCGAUCAUCGCAUGCUUUGCUACUGCCCCGACGGUUAUGAAGGUGAACCCAGCACGGAAUGCAUACAAUUUGAAUGUGCACAAGAUAACGACUGUGAAGCGAACAAACGUUGUGAUGCGGGUAAAUGUCGCAAUCCGUGCCUGGAAUAUGGCGCGUGUGGUAUUAAUGCGCAAUGCCGCGUGGUGGAUCGUAAGCCACAAUGCUCUUGCCCACCCGAUUACUUUGGCACACCGGAAACCGAGUGUCGCCCACUGGAUGGCGGUUGCGCGAAUCAUCCGUGCGGCGCUAAUUCCAAAUGCACUGAGGUGCCUGGCGGUUAUGAGUGCGCCUGCAUGGACGGUUGUAUGGGUGAUGCGCACAAGGGUUGCGUCUGCGAGGGACAUCUGGUGAAUGCGUGCGCUGAACAACCGUGUGGACAAAAUGCCGCUUGCCGCGUCUUGGAUCACAAUGAGGCGCAAUGUUAUUGCCCCGAGGAAUUCCCCUUCGGCGAUGCCUAUGUUGAAUGUUACUUAACUCCACCACAAGAGGACUGUCGCACACAGGGUUGCAUUACUGGUGAAUGUGUGCGCCAAGGAGUCGACUACGUGUGCCGUCACGACACCGAACAAUGUACAUCAGACGUCGAAUGUCCCAGUGAGAAAUCAUGCCUGCAAGGACACUGCGUUGAUCCUUGUUCGGUGCGUGGCGUUUGUGGCGCAAAUGCGCUGUGCAAGAGCGUACUACACCGACCGCGUUGCUCCUGCCCCAGUUGUUAUAUCGGACGACCCGAGGUCGAAUGCAAACCAGAUCCCAAGUGCACCGACGACACGGCGAUACAACCGCGCGACCCACAACAGCAAAUACCCUGCACACAGGACAACGAUUGUCCGGACACGCUGCAGUGCAGUCACUAUGGCCAAUGUACCGAUCCAUGCCAGAAUCCGCUAUUCAUAUGCGGCGGCAGCAAGAAGUGUGAGACACGCCGUCACCAACCGGUGUGCGUGUGCAAAUCCGGCUUCAUUGUUAAUGAGUACGGCGAACUGACGUGUGCGCCCGAGAAACGUGAAUGCUAUCGCGAUGACGACUGCGCCUCGAAUAUGGCCUGCAGUGAAGGCAAGUGUCGCAGUCCGUGCGUUGUGCCGGUGGGUCGUCAACCCAUUUGUGCUGAGAAUAAAUCUUGCGAGGUGCAGGAUCACAAGCCCGUGUGUAUUUGUAUGAAGGAUUGUCAGCCGUCUAUAUCGAUUUGUCUGCGCGAUGCGGGCUGUCCGUCGGGAUUGGCGUGCCGCUCGUAUCAGUGCGUCAAUCCGUGCGACUUUGCAACGUGCGCGCCCAACUCGCCAUGCAUCGUCGAGGAUCACAAGCCGAUAUGUAAAUUCUGCCCGCCCGGAUUUAUAGCCGAUGCCAAGAAUGGAUGUCAAAAAGAAAUCGGUUGCGCUUCAAGCGACGAAUGCCCAACACAACGUGCCUGCAUUAAUGGCGUAUGCUUGGAUCCCUGCUCGUCUGCCAAUCCCUGUGGACGUGAACAGGAGUGCCAGGUGAUUGAACAUCAACCGGUUUGCUCGAAAGUUUGCGAAUGUCAACGUAAGGCCGACUGUCGUCCCGGUUUCGAAUGCGAUGGCUGUCACUGCCGUCAAACAACUGGCCGCACACCUGGCUGUGAGCACUGCCCAAUAGGCACCAACUGUGAUCCCACCACAGGCGCCUGCAUCAAAGCUAACGUUACAAUAACAACCACCACCACUACCAAUAUAACAACUACCAUCACCACAUCUAACCCACCAAUCACUGAUGUUACAACCGACAUCACCGACACAACUCAAACCGGCACUACAACCAUGAGCACCAGCACCACCCCCUCCAUCACUGCCACGACCACCACCGCUAUGCCAAGCGAUACCACAACCACACCCGCAACAACCAACGCCUACUUCGAAGACACUACCACAGUGCCAAUCACCAGUAGGACUACUGAAAAGCCCAUGUCUAUUACUACCGAGGCGUUGAAAGAGCCCGAGGAUAUAAAUACGACUGCAAGUAAAACUGGUCCACCAAAAGGUUAUCGCGAUGGUGAGAAUAACAUAACCGCCAGCACUGUGCCCGAGCAGCCAACCACGCCUGCGGUUCAAGUGUCAGUCUCCACAUCGACGUCAUCCACAUCGAGCAGCAGUAGCAGCAGCAGUUCGCGACGUGGUGAAGAUACUAAGGGUCCAUUUGAUACGCGCACAACAACACCGAAAAUGAAAACUACGCGCAUUGAUACAUCGAAUGAAUUCGAUUAUAAUUUCACCACAUUGUUGACAACAACUCAGCGUACCACCUUCCCGGUGACAAUGAUUACAGAGCCCAUGAAAGAGUUGGAGCAAACCACCACAAUGGAUGUGCGUGAUUUGGUGACCACAAUGUUCCCAGUGAUAACACCGCCAGCAGCGGAACAAACUACACAACGUCCAACUGUUGCGGGUACAACAACACCAGUGGUUUAUGAAACCAUCGAACCGAUUACAACAAUAUCAAGUACGGCGCAAACGGAGGCGGCUGGUAUAACAACAACCGCUGCGCCACCUACCACUGUACCCGGCACCACUACUACUCAAUUCCUAACAACUGAAACUGCUACACCAGCAGCGCCAACAACCACAAUUAGCACAUCUACUGAUAUCACAAUGUUUAACACUUGUACAGAUCAUACUAACUGUGGUACUAGUCAAUUAUGCGUGCUUGGCAUGUGUCGCAACAAGUGUCGCGAUGGGGACACAAGCGAUACGGAGUGUGUAAAAGAAUCACCCGGCUCACCAAAGAAUCCGGAACCAUGUCAGUCGAACAAUGAUUGCAUUGAGAACGAAGCAUGUUACAUGGGUCUUUGUCAUAAUCCUUGCGAUUUCGCGAAUGUUUGUGCGCCCACCGCUAAGUGUGUGGCGAAAAUGCAUCGGCCAAUAUGUUCGUGCCCGAAGGGGCAUGAAGGUAAUCCGACUAUUAAAUGCUCGCCCGUGGAUAGGACAACUGAAUGCACACAAAAUACCGACUGUGAUAUUACAGAGGCUUGCAUCAAUAGACGCUGUCAGCAUCCUUGCGAUGCGCAUAAUCCUUGCGCCCAAAAUGCGGUCUGUAUGAAUUCAAAUCACGCGGCCGAUUGCAGCUGUGUGGAUGGUUAUCAAGGCAACGGUUUUAUUGGCUGUCAACCAGCGCUCGAUCACACGCCCGUCUGUCAAUACAAUGAGGACUGUCCGCCAACGAAACUUUGCGAUCGUCUCAAUCGUCGUUGCAUCAAUCCCUGCUUCGAGGACUCGUGCGGUGAGAAUGCCGAGUGCAUACCUGUAAAUCAUGGCAUCGAAUGUCGCUGUCUAGUCGGUUUCGUCGGUAAUGCUUACAUCGAAUGCUCGCAGCAACAAGGCUGUCGCGCGGAUCGCGAAUGUGACGCUAGUCAGGCGUGCAUUAAUGGUAAAUGCGCCUCACCGUGUCGCUGUGGCGCCAAUGCACUCUGUGACGUGGUCAAUCAUCGCGGUAUCUGCAAAUGUCCGCCAGGUUAUGCUGGUAGACCAGAAGUCGCCUGCAAUCCACCCACCAAUCCAUGUGAACCGAAUCCGUGUGGCGUCAAUGCGCUAUGUGAGCUCGAUAAUGGCAAUCCUAUUUGCUUCUGCCCGAAAGGACUUACUGGCAAUCCGUUCAAGAAUUGCAUACCCGAAGGCGAUGAGUGCCGUCCGAAUCCUUGUGGGCCCAAUUCUGGCUGUCGCAUGGUAAGCGGCGCACCAACAUGCUUCUGUUUACCCGAAUAUGAAGGCCAACCGCCGCUGGUGCCUUGCGAGGUGCCCAAGAGUCCGUGUGAUCCAUCACCUUGUGGCCCGAAUACACAAUGCGCUAUACUCAGCAACGGUUUCUCGAAAUGUACUUGCUUACCAGGUUAUGUAGAAAGUCCCAAUACGAUACGUGGUUGCAUCGAACCUGUGAAUCCAUGUGAUCCCAGCCCUUGCGGUCCGGGUGCAGUUUGUGAUUCAUCACGUACACCAGUUUGUUUCUGCCCAGAUGGCAAGAUUGGCAAUCCAUUUAAGGCUUGUGAAAAACCACCAGUUUCCGUUGAGCUGUGCACACCCGGUCCAUGUGGUCGUAAUGCUGACUGUUACGUUACUGGCAAUCGCGAAGAAUGUUAUUGUCGUUCAGGUUAUAUUGGUGAUCCUUAUCAGGGUUGCCGUGAGCCACCACGCAGCGCUUGUGAACCCAAUCCUUGCGGUCCAAAUGCUGAAUGCGUUGUUGCAGGGGAUGGUCAAAGUGCAUGCAUCUGUCCUGAGGGUUUAUCUGGAGAUCCUACCUCAACUAAAGGCUGCCAUGGCUAUGAAUGUCAAGUGGAUGCCGAUUGCCCACACGAUAAGGCCUGUAUGGGCUUCAAGUGUUACGAUCCUUGUCCAGGCGCUUGCGGUCAAGGUGCCAAUUGUCGCGUGGAAGCACAUCAUCCCGUUUGCUCAUGCAAUGCUGGACUCACCGGUAAUCCGGGCAUACGCUGUUAUGCGUUAGACAUACCGAAGACACCAAGCCGAAAUCCUUGCUUACCUAGUCCAUGUGGUGUAAAUAGUGAAUGCAAAUUACUAAAUCAUCGUGCUGUAUGCUCUUGCUUACCGGGUUAUUUGGGUGAUCCACAGAGUGGCUGUCGCGCAGAGUGUGACAUCAAUUCAGACUGUGGCACCGCUCAGGCCUGUAUCAACCACAAAUGUAUCGAUCCAUGUGCUGGCACAGUUUGUGGCAUCAAUGCAAUUUGCAGAGUACAACAGCACACGCCAAUCUGUGGCUGCCUCGAUGGCUUCACCGGUGAUGCUUUCCGUCAAUGCAUACCUGUUGGAAUACUUAAGAAUGUAACACGCGAUCCAUGUGUGCCAUCACCCUGUGGACCACAAGAUGUUUGCUCCAUCUAUGGCGAUGGUGUAGCACUGUGCGAUCCAUGCUUUGGACCCAACGCUCAACAAAAUCCACGUUGCCGACCUGAAUGUAUCUCGAACUCAGAUUGUCCCUUCGAUCGCGCUUGCUUGGGUCAGCGUUGCUUGGACCCAUGUCCAGGCUCGUGUGGACACAACGCUGUAUGUAAUGUAUACGAACACAAUCCGAUUUGUAGUUGCCCACCGGGCUUGUACGGCAAUCCAUAUGAACACUGCUCACCACCAUCACCGUUCGUACCAACACCAUCACCGAGCUGUGAAAAAUUACGUUGUGGCGCUAAUGCUGAAUGUAAGAAACGUAGUGGUGCAUUAACUUGCGUCUGUCGCACGGGUUACUUCGGCGAUCCGUUCAUUGGUUGCCGUCCAGAAUGUGUGCUCAACUCAGAUUGUCCUGCUGAUAAAUCUUGCGUCAACUCGAAAUGCGUAGACUCAUGUGUCGGUGUAUGUGGCAUCAACGCUAUGUGUCGCAUUGUAAACCAUGCUCCGGUAUGUAUCUGCGUCGAAGGUUACACUGGUGAUGCAGCGGUACAAUGCAAUCCAUACUACUUGCCACCAGAAAGACCAGCAGACCGACCACGUAAUCCAUGUGAACCAUCACCAUGUGGCCCCAACUCACGUUGUCUGACCUCACCAGAUGGUUAUGCGGCCUGCUCAUGUUUACCGAACUUCAAGGGCUCCCCACCAGUCUGUCAACCCGAGUGUGUCGUAAGCUCUGAGUGUCCACUAAACAAAGCUUGUAUCAAUCAACGUUGCGCCGAUCCUUGCCCUGGCACUUGCGGCGUAGAAGCACGUUGUGAAGUCUUAAACCACAACCCAAUUUGCUCUUGCGAGCCUGGCUUUGAAGGCGAUCCGUUUGUGUCAUGCACUCGCAUACCAGAAGAACGUACGGAUACUGAACACAAACCCGAAAAUCCAUGUGUACCAUCGCCAUGCGGACCCAAUUCCAUUUGUCAAAUAAAACAAGGACGUCCAGUGUGCUCAUGUGUUGCCAAUUAUAUUGGCAGCCCACCAUAUUGUCGUCCAGAAUGUACGCUAAAUACUGAAUGUCCAGCCGAUAAGGCGUGUAUACAGGAGAAAUGUCAGAAUCCAUGCGCGAAUACAUGUGGCCACAAUGCGCUUUGCACGGUGAUCUCACAUGCGGCGCACUGUAGCUGCGAACGCGGUUAUGAGGGAGAUGCCUUCGUCGGCUGCUCCAAAAUCGAUGAAAAACCAAAAGACCGUAUUGAUCCCUGCUAUCCUAGCCCAUGUGGUGAGAAUGCAUUGUGUAGUGAACGUAAUGGCGAGGCGCGCUGUAGCUGUAUUGAACCGUAUAUCGGUGAUCCCUACACCACCGGUUGUCGUCCCGAAUGUGUUUACAAUGCCGAGUGUCCAUCAUCGUUGGCUUGUAUCAAGCAGCAUUGUCGCGAUCCCUGCGUCGGCACUUGUGGCUCGAAUGCGGAAUGCGCUGUGGUCAAUCAUAUCCCAACAUGCAGUUGUGCGCGUGGCUACGAAGGUGAUCCGUUCACCGGUUGUAAGCGUGAAGAUUAUCCAAUGGGACCAAUUAGCCCCUGUGAACCAACACCUUGCGGUGCUAAUAGCAUAUGUCGCGUAGUUGAUGGUCGUCCAACCUGUUCGUGUCAAGUCGGCUAUUUCGGUGCGCCACCUAGUUGUCGUCCAGAAUGUGUUGUCAGCUCUGAGUGUUCCCAAAAUUUGGCUUGUAUCAAUCAGAAGUGCGUAGAUCCUUGUAUUGGCACCUGCGGCUUCAAUGCCAAAUGCCAGGUGGUGAAUCACAAUCCAAUAUGCUCAUGCCCACGCGACUAUAUGGGUGAUCCAUUCGAACAAUGUAUACCGAAACCGCGCGAACCACAACCAAAGGUGAACCCAUGUCUGCCCAGCCCUUGUGGUCCCAAUGCCGAGUGUCGCGAAGUCGAUAACCGCGCCGCUUGUAGUUGCGCGCCAGGUAUGUUUGGUGCUCCACCCAAUUGUCGACCGGAAUGUGUUAUCCAUCAAGACUGUCCAUCGAAUCGUGCUUGUAUACGUCAACGUUGUGAGGAUCCUUGUGCUGGCGCUUGUGGCUUUAAUGCCCUUUGCACAGCACAAAAUCACAAGCCCGUAUGCUCGUGUCUCGAGGGUUACGAAGGUGACCCGUAUGCUGGUUGUAAUACACCGCAAAUCGUAGUGCCUGAUAUACCCGCCGAUCCAUGCAAUCCAUCGCCUUGUGGCUCAAAUGCCAUUUGCCGUAAUCGCAAUGGUGCUGGCUCAUGUACCUGCAUACAAGAUUACUUCGGUGAUCCGUAUAUAAAUUGUAGACCCGAAUGUGUACAGAAUAGCGAUUGUGUGUCCACGAAAGCUUGCGUUAAUAUGAAAUGCGUCGAUCCAUGUAUAGGGCUGUGUGGCUUCAAUGCCGAAUGUCGCGUUUCCCAUCAUAUACCGGUUUGCGCUUGCAUUACCGGCUUUACGGGCGACCCAAUGCGUAGCUGUUCGCAGAAACCGUCAAAUAUGUAUUUGCCUAUACCAAAAGAUCCUUGUCGCCCCUCACCAUGUGGUUUGUAUAGUAUUUGCCGCGUGGCAAGUAAUCGCGCCGUUUGCUCUUGUCUACCCAACUACAUGGGUCAACCACCGAAUUGCAAACCGGAGUGCAUGCUCAGUUCCGAAUGCGCUUCGAAUAGGGCUUGCAUUAAUAUGCGUUGUCAAGAUCCAUGUCCGGGUACAUGCGGUCAGAAUGCACGUUGCCGCGUUACCAACCACUCACCGAUUUGUAGCUGUAUUGCUGGUUAUACUGGCGAUCCAUUCCAACAAUGCUUGCCAGAAAGAAAACCGUUAGAUACACCACGCCUACCACCACAAAAUCCUUGCGUUCCCAGCCCUUGUGGCCCGAAUUCGCAAUGCCGUGCCUCUAGCUCUGGCGCUGUUUGCUCGUGUGUGGCCAAUUACAUUGGUCGUCCGCCGAACUGUCGCCCGGAGUGUACAAUCAAUUCAGAGUGUCCAGCGCAUUUGGCUUGUAUGAAUGCACGUUGCGCCGAUCCUUGUGUGGGUUCGUGUGGCAACAACGCACGCUGUCAAGUCAGUGCGCAUGCACCGAUUUGUAUGUGCGAACCGGGUUACACCGGCGAUCCGUUCUCUGGCUGCUACAAAGUCAUACCAAUACCCGAUGAGCCGGUUCAACCAUGUCGACCCAGCCCAUGUGGCUUGAAUGCCAUUUGUGAGGAGCGCAAUCGCGCGGCUUCAUGCAAAUGCAUACCCGAAUAUUUCGGUGAUCCAUAUGUUGAAUGUCGACCGGAGUGUGUCAUUAAUUCGGAUUGUCCGAAGACACGCGCCUGCAUCAACAACAAAUGUAUCGAUCCCUGUCCGGGUGUGUGUGGGCGUAAUGCCGAAUGCGCCGUCUUUAACCAUGCACCGAACUGUGAAUGCUUUAACGGCUAUACUGGAAAUCCCAUCAGCGGUUGCUCACCUAUACCAGAGCCACCACCGCAAUAUGAACCUCCGGUGCAGGUCAACCCUUGUCAGCCGUCACCUUGUGGGCUGUAUAGCAAUUGCCGACCUGUCAAUGGCCACGCAGUGUGCUCAUGCUUACCAAACUAUUUGGGUGCACCACCCAAUUGUCGUCCGGAAUGCAUGAGCAGCUCUGAUUGCGCACAAGACAAGUCGUGCAUCAAUGAACGUUGUAAAGAUCCCUGCCCCGGUACUUGUGGAAAUAAUGCGCUUUGUCGUGUCGUCAAUCACAAUCCGAUUUGCUCUUGUACACCUGGUUACACUGGCGAUCCAUUUGUACGCUGCAUCUACGAAGAGAAACGUCCUAUUAUAAGAGAUCCCAUAAAUCCAUGUGUACCAUCGCCGUGCGGCCCGAAUUCACAGUGUCAACUGUCGCAAGCAAACGGUCAAGCUGUGUGCUCGUGUCUGCCCAACUACAUUGGUAGAGCACCGAAUUGCCGACCUGAAUGCACAUCGAAUUCGGAGUGUCGCGGUAAUAUGGCUUGCAUCAAUCAACGCUGUCAAGAUCCUUGCCAAGGUUCAUGUGGCUCAUAUACGACAUGUAUUGUAAAUAAUCAUAGACCAAUUUGCCGCUGCUUGGAAGGUUAUACGGGUGAUCCUUUCUCAGAAUGUAGUCCACAAAUUAAUAUACCACCAGAAAUUCCAAUGCCUUGCAAUCCCAGCCCCUGUGGCGCUAAUGCUGUUUGCAAGGAACGUAAUGGCGUGGGUGCUUGUACCUGUUUGCCUGAAUACUCUGGAGAUCCGUACACGGAAUGUCGCCCCGAAUGUGUAUUGAAUACUGACUGUCCGAAGAAUCUCGCUUGUAUGAACAACAAAUGUCGCGAUCCAUGCCCUGGAGUUUGCGGCGUUGGUGCAGAGUGUCAUGUCAUUAAUCACGCGCCCAGCUGCAGUUGUCCGUCUGGUUACACCGGUAACCCGUCGGAAUAUUGUCGCGAACAACCAAAACACAUCGAACCCGUACAACCUUGCCGUCCUUCGCCAUGUGGCCCUUACAGCCAAUGUCGUGAAGUGAACGGUCAUGCCGUCUGUUCGUGCAUUACCAAUUAUAUUGGUGCACCGCCGUCUUGUCGCCCCGAAUGCUCGGUUAGUUCUGAGUGUGCGCAGGACAAGGCGUGUGUGAAUUUGCGCUGUGUAGACCCAUGUCCGGGCACUUGCGGCAACGAAGCACGCUGUAAGGUAACAAACCAUAAUCCGAUCUGUACUUGUCCGCCUGGCUACUCAGGAGAUCCGUUCAUACGUUGUUUGAUCAAAGAACAGGAACCACGUUUACCGACAAGACCAACCAACCCUUGUGUCCCCAGUCCAUGUGGACCGAACUCACAAUGCCGUGCUGUUGGCGAAACGCCAGUCUGUUCAUGUUUGCCGAACUUUGUGGGUCGUGCACCAAAUUGUCGUCCCGAAUGUACGCUCAACUCGGAAUGUCCAGCCAAUUUGGCUUGUUUAAAUGAGCGUUGUAAAGAUCCAUGUCCCGGUUCUUGUGGCUUCAAUGCCUUCUGCAAUGUCGUGAAUCAUUCACCAGUGUGCAGUUGUGAGACUGGCUACACUGGCGAUCCAUUCGCCGGCUGUAAUCCAACGCCCACCGCUAUACCCGAAGAACGUCUUACACCCUGUGUACCCUCACCUUGUGGCCCUAAUGCCGAAUGUAGAGAGCGCAAUGGCGCUGGUUCAUGCGUCUGCUUGCCUGAAUACUUUGGAGAUCCCUAUAGUGGUUGCCGUCCUGAAUGUAUUGCCAACUCCGAUUGCCCACGUGACAAAUCUUGUGUAAACAACAAAUGCAGCGAUCCCUGUCCAGGUGUUUGCGGUUUGAAUGCCGAAUGUCGUGUAAAUAAUCAUGCGCCAACCUGUCAUUGUCUACAGGGUUACACGGGUAACCCGCUAAGCGCUUGCCGUGAAAUACCACAACUACCGCCAGCACCAACCCCGAAAGACACUAAUCCCUGCGUACCGUCACCAUGUGGUCCCUACAGUCAAUGCCGCGAGGUAAACGGUCACGCUGUUUGCUCCUGCCAGACAAAUUUCAUUGGUUCACCGCCGAAUUGCAAACCCGAAUGUAUCGUUUCCUCAGAUUGCGCACAAAACCUUGCAUGUCAAAAUCAGAAAUGUGUUGAUCCCUGCCCGGGUACUUGCGGUAGUGAGGCGCGCUGCCAAGUUAUUAAUCAUUAUGCGGCGUGCUCUUGCCCACCCGGUUAUACCGGAGAUCCCUUCAGUAGAUGUACUAGAAUUAAACUGGACGUGCCUUCUGUAGUAGCUAAACCUGGUAAUCCAUGUGUACCUUCACCGUGUGGACCCAACUCGAAAUGUCUCGAAGUUGGCGAUUCGCCUGCAUGCUCCUGUUUGCCUAACUACUUGGGGCGACCACCUAAUUGCCGUCCCGAGUGUCUAAGUAGCUCAGACUGUGCAGCUGAUUUAGCAUGUACCAAUCAGAAAUGUACAAAUCCUUGUAUCGGCGCAUGCGGUGUACAUACACAGUGUACAGUUAUUAAACACAAUCCUACGUGCCAAUGUGAAAUCGGCUAUACUGGAGAUCCAUUCUCUGGCUGUGCCGUUGUAAAAAUGACCCCAACGGAGGCACCACGCAAUCCAUGCAAUCCCAGCCCAUGUGGCGCUAACGCUGUUUGUCGUGAACGCAAUGGCGCUGGUUCUUGCUCGUGCUUGCCUGAAUACUUUGGCGAUCCGUAUAGCGGCUGUCGACCAGAAUGUGUGCAGAAUUCAGACUGCGAUCGCUCACGCGCCUGCAUCAAUAAUAAAUGUCAAGAUCCAUGCCCCGGUGUAUGUGGUAUCAAUGCCGAAUGUCGUGUCUUGAAUCAUGCACCGAACUGUUUGUGUUUCGAUGGUUACACCGGUGAUCCACAUCGUUCGUGUGCUGUGAUCGAAAUAACCACGAUUACACCGAUUAAUCCAUGCCAGCCAUCGCCAUGUGGUCCUUAUAGUGAAUGUCGUGAAUCUAAUGGGCAUGCUGUGUGCUCUUGCGUCGAUGGUUAUGUCGGCGCACCACCAUCUUGUAAACCGGAAUGUGUUGUUAGUUCAGAAUGUCCACAAAAUCGCGCUUGUCAAAACCAAAAAUGCGCGGAUCCAUGCCGUGGUGCGUGUGGUAAUAAUGCACGCUGUCAAGUGGUUAACCAUAAUCCGAUUUGUACAUGUGCGCCUGGUUUAACAGGUGAUCCGUUCACCUCUUGCAUUGAAGAACCAGAAGUAGUGCGCGAUCCACAAAAUCCAUGCGUACCCUCACCAUGUGGCCCCAACUCUUUGUGUCGUGAAAUUGGCGGACAGGCCGCAUGCUCAUGUCAAACCAACUAUGUGGGUCGUCCACCAAACUGCCGUCCGGAAUGUACCAACAACGAUGAAUGCCCCAAUAAUUUAUCAUGUCAGAAUGAACGUUGCGUCGAUCCUUGCCCCGGCUCUUGCGGUAACAAUGCUUUCUGUAAAGUGGUGCAACAUAAUGCCAUCUGCUCAUGUGCCGAUGGCUAUGAAGGCGAUCCAAUAUUGGGUUGCGACCUAAUACAACCAGUGCUACCGAAACAACCGCCCACAUCUCCCUGCGAACCUUCGCCUUGCGGCCCACAUGCCGAGUGCAGAGAACGAAAUGGCGCUGGCGCAUGUUAUUGUCAUGAGGGCUUCGAGGGCAAUCCCUACGAUACAGAUCGCGGCUGUCGUCGCGAAUGUGAAGUUAAUGAUGACUGUUCAACUGCACAGGCUUGCGUGCGCUUCAAAUGCGUUGACCCGUGCGACAACAUUUGUGGUGAAUUUGCUAUUUGCUCGGUGGAGAAUCAUGUGCCCACAUGCAAUUGCCCACCUGGUUACAGUGGUGAUCCAUUCUUCCAAUGCAAACAGAUACCAGUUACACCACCAUCACCAAUCAAUCCAUGCGUGCCAUCACCUUGUGGACCAAAUAGUAUCUGUCGUAGCAUAAACGACCAAGCUGUCUGUUCGUGCAAAUCUGGUUUCAUCAAUCAACCACCAAACUGCCGCCCUGAGUGUGUGGUCAGUUCGGAGUGCGCGCCGGAACGUGCAUGUGUAAACAAUAAAUGCGUCGAUCCAUGCUUACAUACCUGCGGCAUACGCGCUAUUUGUACGACAAAGAAUCAUAGCCCCAUCUGUACUUGCCCACGUGGCAUGACUGGUGAUCCAUUCGUACAGUGUUCGAAAAUACCAAUUAUUCACGAUAUUGAACCAACCGAACGUCCACCAUCGUGUGUACCAUCACCAUGCGGUCCCAACUCGAAAUGUCAAAUUGUCGGCGGUAGUCCUGCUUGCUCUUGUCUACAAGACUUUAUCGGCGCACCACCGAACUGCCGUCCCGAGUGUGUACUCAACUCUGAAUGCGGCCCAACUGAAGCUUGCAUCAAUCAGAAGUGCCGAGAUCCAUGUCCAGGUUCUUGUGGUUUCGAAGCUAAAUGUCAUGUGCUCAAUCAUGUACCGAUUUGCAAUUGUAUUGACGGUUAUACUGGUGAUCCAUUUAUACGUUGUAGUCCCAUACCACCAGUUACGGAAACACCGAAAACACCAAACGAUCCAUGCGAUCCAAGUCCGUGCGGACCGAAUGCAGACUGUUUCAACGGUGAAUGCCGCUGUCAAGACAAUUACCAAGGUAAUCCCUAUGAUGGCUGUCGUCCAGAAUGCACACUAUCAGCUGAUUGUGCGCGUGAUAAGGCUUGCAUGCGUAACAAAUGUGUGGAUCCAUGUCCGGGCACAUGCGGCAUUAAUGCCGUUUGUGAAGUUCUCAACCACAUACCAAUUUGUUCAUGUGUCGCUGACUACGAAGGUGAUCCGUUUAGCAGCUGUAAACCAAAGGUUAUCAUUGAACGUCCACAACAAGUUUGCUCGCCAUCACCAUGUGGUGCCAACAGUCAAUGCCGUGAUAUCAACGGUCAUGCUGUUUGCUCUUGCUUGGAUGGCUACAUCGGUAGCCCACCACAAUGUCGACCUGAAUGUGUGGUGUCCAGUGAGUGCACGGCACUUCAAGCUUGUGUAAACAAAAAGUGUACCGAUCCAUGCGCAGGCUCUUGCGGCAUUGAUGCACGUUGUGAAGUUAUCAAUCAUAGUCCUAUUUGCGGUUGUCCACCAGGCAAAACUGGCGAUCCAUUCAAACGUUGCCUAGAUUUACCACCACCUGAACCACCAAGGGAGCGUGAUCCAGGUACACCUCGUGAUCCUUGCGUACCAUCGCCAUGCGGUCCGAACUCAAUUUGCAAGGCUAGCGCUAGUGGACCUUCAUGUCAGUGCUUGCCAGAAUUCUUUGGCUCACCACCAAAUUGUCGUCCAGAAUGUAUCAUCAACCCGGAUUGUCCAUCCAGUCAAGCAUGUAUCAACAAUAAAUGCCGUGAUCCAUGUCCAGGCUCUUGCGGUACCAAUGCGGAAUGCCGCGUUAUUAGUCAUACUGUUUCCUGCUCAUGUCCCGCCGGUUUUGCGGGCAAUGCUUUUGUACAAUGCGUUCCAGCUAUUGAAGAGCCAGUCAAACCUUGCGAGCCCUCGCCAUGCGGUGCUAAUGCCGAAUGUAUUGAACGAAAUGGAGCCGCCUCAUGCAAAUGUAUUGACGAUUAUCAAGGCAAUCCUUACGAUGGCUGCCGACCCGAAUGUGUUCUCAGCUCUGACUGCCCAACAGAUAAGGCUUGCAUACGUAACAAAUGUAAGGAUCCUUGCCCUGGCAUCUGCGGCUCAAAUGCAGUAUGCUAUGCUGUUAACCAUGUGCCGAACUGUGUUUGCAGUGACGGUUACACAGGCGAUCCGUUCUCCAAUUGUCAACGCCAAGUUACGCCACAACAGCCACCACCACAAGGCAAUCCAUGUCAACCAUCACCUUGCGGACCCAACAGCAAAUGUCGAGUAUCGAACAGCCUGGCUGUCUGCUCUUGUUUGGACACAUUUAUUGGUGCACCACCAAAUUGUAAACCAGAGUGCACAGUCAACACAGAAUGUCCACAAAACAAGGCGUGUCAUAACUUUAGAUGUGCCAACCCUUGCGCAGGCACAUGUGGUGUGGAUGCUAAAUGUGAAGUGAUCAAUCACAAUCCAAUAUGCAGUUGUCCGCUAGAUAUGACUGGCGAUCCAUUCUCACGUUGUUAUCCAGCACCAAUCGCCCCACCGAAAGACGAGCCUAAGGCACCAAAGAAUCCAUGCUUCCCAUCACCUUGUGGCUUAUACGCUGAGUGUCGUGCCAUUGGCGAUCAACCAUCCUGUUCAUGUCUCUCGAAUUAUAUUGGUGUGCCACCAAAUUGCAGACCCGAAUGUGUCGUCAACACUGAUUGCGCGUCGGACAAAUCUUGCAUAGCAGAAAAAUGCCGCAAUCCAUGCGAAGGCACGUGUGGCAUCAAUUCCGAAUGCCGCAUACAAAAUCAUCUGGCCAUCUGCACUUGCCGCACUGGCUACACCGGCGAUCCGUUCUCACAAUGCGUGGAAAUCAUCGAAGUCAAAACACCACCCCCGGUAUCAGCUGAUCCCUGUGAUUUGCAACCAUGUGGCGCCAACGCCGAAUGUGACAAUGGCAUCUGCACUUGCAUACGUGACUAUCAAGGUGAUCCGUAUGUUGGAUGCCGUCCCGAAUGUACGCUCAGCACGGACUGUUCACCCAAUCGUGCUUGUCUCAAUAAGAAAUGCGUAGAUCCUUGCCCGGGUACUUGUGGCCAAAGUGCACAGUGUGACGUUAGCAACCAUAUACCAAUAUGCAGUUGUCCAAAGGGUUAUACCGGCGAUCCGUUCAUCAAUUGUCGCCCUGAGAUAAUACGUGACCUAAUACCUAGAGAUCCAUGUCAACCAAACCCUUGCGGCCCGAACAGCAUUUGUCAAACAACAGCACAGGGUGCUGUCUGCGCUUGUCAACCAGGCAUGCUGGGCUCACCACCAGCCUGCAAGCCAGAAUGUAUAGUCAGUUCAGAGUGUUCACUGCAAACGGCAUGCAUACAAAAGAAAUGUGUCGAUCCAUGUCCAGGCGCAUGCGGCCAAUUCGCUAGAUGUCAAGUCAUCAAUCACAAUCCGAUUUGUACAUGCAACUCCGGCUACACAGGCGAUCCGUUCACACGUUGUUACGAAGAGGAACGUGACGUCGCAGUGCGCCCACCAACCAAUCCGUGCAUACCAUCACCAUGUGGACCGAACUCCGAAUGUAAAGUGAUUGGCGAUAGUCCCGCCUGCUCAUGUGCGGUCAGCUUUUUGGGCAAACCACCAAACUGUCGUCCCGAGUGUACCAUCAAUCCGGAAUGCCCGCCUACCAAGGCAUGUAUACGUCAGAAAUGUGAAGACCCCUGUGUGGGUUCAUGCGGUUUCAACGCGCGUUGCAAUGUGGCCAAUCAUAUGCCUAUUUGCACAUGUGAAGUGGGAUAUACAGGUGAUCCGUUCACCGGCUGUCAGCCCGUACAAGAGCGUAUCGUACACGAACAAGUCACACCGUGCGAGCCGAAUCCUUGCGGCUCGAAUGCAAUUUGUCGCGAUCGUGGCGGCAUUGGCUCGUGUCAAUGUCUGCCAGACUACUUUGGUGAUCCAUAUCAAGCGUGUCGUCCCGAAUGUGUACGCAAUUCCGAUUGUCCAACACAACAAGCGUGCACACAACAGAAAUGCCGCGAUCCAUGUCCGGGCACAUGUGGCACGAAUGCUGAAUGUAGCGUUACAAAUCAUGUGCCAACUUGUAUGUGUCGCAUCGGUUAUACGGGCGAUCCGUAUCGUUAUUGUCAUGUGGAGCCGCCAGCACCGAUACGCCAAGCGCCACCUACAAACCCUUGUCAACCCUCACCCUGCGGUCCAAAUUCGCAGUGUCGCGAACUUAACGGGCAGGCGGUGUGCUCAUGUCUUGAACGUUAUAUCGGCGUACCGCCAAAUUGUCGUCCAGAAUGUGUGCUUAGCACUGAAUGUGCCUACGACAAGGCAUGCAUCAAUCAACGUUGUCAGGAUCCUUGUCCGGGCACUUGUGGCACGAAUGCGGAAUGCCGCGUGCGCAAUCAUAGUCCGCUAUGUCAGUGCCGCAACGGUUUCACUGGCGAUGCUUUUACGCGUUGUUAUCCGAUACCACCUGCACCUCCAGCCAUUUUACAUAUCGAACGCGAUCCUUGUGUACCCUCGCCUUGCGGUCCGCAUAGUGAGUGUCGCAACAUAAAUGGCGUACCGUCUUGUUCCUGUCUACAGAGUUAUAUUGGCGCGCCACCCAACUGUCAUCCGGAGUGUACCAUCAGCGCUGAGUGUCCCUCGAAUAGAGCGUGCUUACGUGAAAAGUGUAUCGAUCCUUGUCCAGGCUCUUGCGGCUUUUCCGCAGAGUGUAGUGUUGUCAAUCAUACACCGAUUUGCACGUGUCCCAGCGGUUUUACGGGCGAUCCAUUCAGCAACUGUCGUCCCUUGCCACCAGAACCUAUCAUCAAUGAACCUGUCGAUCCAUGUCAUCCUUCGCCGUGUGGCGCAAAUGCGCAAUGCAACAAUGGUGUUUGCACUUGUCUGCCAGAAUAUCAUGGUGAUCCGUACACAGGCUGUCGUCCCGAAUGUGUCUUGAAUACUGACUGCGCACGUGAUAAGGCGUGUCUGCGCAGCAAAUGCGCGAACCCUUGUCCAGGCACUUGUGGUGAAAAUGCCAUUUGUGAUGUUAUAAACCACAUACCAAUGUGUAGAUGUCCCGAUGGCACUGUUGGUAGUGCUUUCAUUCGUUGUAGUCCGGCGCCAAAAAUCGUAAAUACAAAUCCUUGUCAUCCUUCACCGUGUGGACCGAACUCACAAUGCCGUGAGGUCAACCAACAAGCCGUUUGCUCUUGUCUGCCAAACUUCAUAGGCAGUCCACCAACUUGCCGUCCGGAAUGUGUUUCGAAUUCCGAUUGCACGCCUACGCAGGCUUGCCUUAAUCAGAAAUGUGGCGAUCCAUGCCCCGGUACUUGCGGUAUCGGUGCCAAAUGCACUGUUGUCAAUCAUAGUCCAUUCUGUACUUGUCCACCUCGUUUUAGCGGCAAUCCAUUCAUACGCUGUCAACCGAUAAUUGAACCACCACGCGACGUUGUGCCAACAGAUCCAUGCCGUCCAUCACCAUGUGGACCAUAUGCGCAGUGUCGCCCCAUUGGCGAGGCGCCAUCGUGCUCUUGUCUUGAAUCGUAUAUAGGUCGCCCACCCAAUUGUCGUCCAGAAUGUGUCACGAGCUCUGAUUGUGCCAGCAGCUUGGCUUGUAUUAAUCAGAAAUGUGUUGAUCCAUGUCCGGGACGUUGUGGUGUCAAUGCGGAAUGCCGUGUAGUUAGCCAUGCGGUACAAUGUACUUGUGUGGUCGGCUAUACUGGCGAUCCAUUUGUGCAAUGCAAUCUACCACCCGAACGAGACGUGGUCGAGGUACGCACACCCUGCAGCCCAAGUCCUUGUGGCCCGAAUGCAGUUUGCCGCGAACGCAAUGGCGCCGGUUCAUGCGCUUGUUUGCCUGAAUACUUUGGUAAUCCUUAUGAGGGUUGUCGCCCCGAGUGCGUAAUGAAUUCUGAUUGUCCUUCGAAUAAGGCAUGUCAACAACAGAAAUGUCAGGAUCCUUGCCCAGGAACAUGUGGUCAGAAUGCCGAUUGUCAAGUAGUCAACCAUUUGCCUUCCUGUACGUGCAUAACUGGCUACACUGGUGAUCCAUACCGCAUUUGCACCCGCCCAGUUGAACCUAUGCGCACGGAAUAUGUUAACCCCUGUCAACCAUCGCCAUGCGGCCCAAAUAGUCAGUGCCGCGAGGUGAAUAGUCAAGCUGUGUGCUCUUGUCUACCAGAAUUUAUUGGCACACCACCCGCUUGUCGUCCCGAAUGCACCAUUUCGUCAGAGUGUGCCACAGAUAGGGCCUGCGUUAAUCAUAAGUGCGUAGAUCCAUGCGCUGCUAAUCCAUGUGGCAGCAAUGCUCAAUGUCGCGUUCGAAAUCAUAGUCCAAUUUGUACUUGCAAUAAUGGAUUUACCGGCGAUGCAUUCACUAGAUGUUAUCCUAUACCACCGCCCCCUAUCGAAAUUGAACGCGAAGAGAUUCGUGACCCCUGUCUGCCAUCACCUUGUGGUCCUAAUGCAGAGUGUCGUAAUGUAAAUGGAGUGCCCUCAUGUUCUUGUUUAGCUACUUUUAUUGGUCAACCACCCAACUGUCGUCCAGAGUGUACCAUCAACUCGGAAUGUCCAAGUCAACAGGCUUGCAUCAAUCAGAAAUGCCGCGAUCCCUGUCCAGGUGCUUGUGGUCUAAAUACAGUUUGUCGUGUCAUCAAUCAUACGCCAACAUGUCUGUGCAUAGAUGGUUAUAUCGGAAAUCCGUUUAUCAACUGUAACCCUAAGCCACCAGAACCAACUCAACCACCAAUUCGCAAUGAUCCAUGUGUUCCAUCACCGUGUGGACCAAAUGCUCAAUGCAACAAUGGACAAUGCACUUGUAUACCUGAAUACCAGGGUGAUCCCUAUGUAGGCUGUCGUCCAGAAUGUGUUCUUAACUCCGAUUGUGCACGUGAUCGCGCUUGCGUGCGCAAUAAAUGUAUCGACCCUUGUCCCGGAACUUGUGGUACCAAUGCUAUUUGUGUUGUCAACAACCAUGUGCCCAUGUGUCACUGUCCGGACAAUAUGUCGGGCAACGCCUUCUUUGAAUGUCGCGUGAUUGAAAAACCAGUUCCAAUAAACCCUUGCCAACCAUCACCAUGUGGUCCCAACAGUCAAUGCCGCGAAUUACAAAAUGUAGGUGUGUGCUCUUGUUUGCCAGACUUCAUUGGUAGUCCACCGCAAUGUCGACCGGAAUGUACAACGAACUCGGAUUGUCCACCAGAUCAGGCAUGUCAGAACUCCAAGUGUCGCGACCCUUGUCCUGGCACCUGCGGCUUCAACGCAGUAUGCAACGUUGUCAAUCAUAAUCCAUUCUGUACUUGUCGCGCUCAAAUGACAGGAAAUCCAUUUGUGCGUUGCCAGGAAAUAAUUGCUCCUAUACGUGAUGUCACACCUGCUAAUCCUUGUGUGCCCACGCCUUGCGGUCCAAAUUCCGAAUGCCGCGUUUCAGGUGACUCCCCGUCAUGUUCAUGCUUGCCAGAUUUUACAGGAUCACCACCAAAUUGUCGCCCUGAAUGUGUUUCAAACUCAGAAUGUCCAUCCACCCAAGCAUGUAUAAAUCAAAAGUGCAAAGACCCAUGUCCUGGACUAUGUGGCUUAAAUGCCAAUUGUCGGGUCUUCAGUCACACACCCAUGUGUCUCUGCCAAGAAGGCUUUACUGGAGAUCCAUUCUCACAAUGUAAUCCAGUACGAGCAGAACCAAUCGAAGUAUUGAGGCCAUGCAGUCCCAGUCCAUGCGGCAUCAAUGCUAAAUGUGAAGAACGCGACAAUGCUGGCUCUUGUCAAUGCUUACCAGAGUACUUCGGUAAUCCAUACGAAGGUUGUCGUCCUGAAUGUGUCUUGAACUCAGAUUGUCCGUCGAAUAAGGCAUGCCAAAAUCAGAAAUGCGUCGAUCCAUGUCCCGGCACUUGUGGCACAAAUGCAAUAUGUCAAGUGAUUAAUCAUUUACCGUCUUGUGAAUGCUAUCCCGGUUACAAUGGUGACCCUUAUCGCCUAUGCCAAGUACUACAAGAAGAACCUCCUAAAGUAUACGUAAAUCCCUGCCAACCAUCCCCUUGUGGUCCAAAUUCGAAAUGCCGUGAAGUAAACGGUCAAGGAGUAUGUUCUUGUUUGCCAGAUUAUGUCGGUAGUCCACCAGCAUGUCGACCAGAAUGCACUUCAAGCUCUGAAUGUGCUGCUGAUAAAGCAUGUAUCAAUCGGAAAUGCGUAGAUCCUUGCCCUGGAGUCUGUGGGCAGAAUGCUGAGUGUCGCGUAAGAAACCAUAGCCCUAUCUGCACAUGUAACAACGGCUUUACCGGUGACGCAUUCGUGCGUUGCUUCCGAAUCAUAACUCCGGUAUCAAUACCACCGCCACAACGUCAACCACAAGAUCCUUGCGUACCAUCACCGUGUGGACCAAACUCGCAGUGUCGCGAUGUACGCGGCUCACCAUCAUGCUCCUGUCUGCCAAAUUUCCUUGGCGCACCACCCACUUGCCGUCCGGAAUGUAGUCUAAACUCGGAGUGUCCAAGUCAUCAAGCCUGUAUAAAUCAGAAAUGUCGCGACCCAUGUCCAGGUUCUUGUGGCAUUAGCGCAUUGUGCAAUGUGAUAAACCACACACCAAUUUGUACAUGUCAAACCGGUUAUACCGGCAAUCCAUUCACUGUCUGCAAUCCCUUACCACCACCAAGAACUGAAGUUGUGCCUCAGGAUGAUCCAUGCGUACCCUCACCAUGCGGACCUAACGCAAAAUGUAACAAUGGUCAGUGUACAUGUAUACCCGAGUACCAUGGAGAUCCUUAUACAGGCUGUAGGCCAGAGUGUGUAUUGCAUACAGAAUGCGCUAGAGAUCGCUCCUGUGUACGACACAAAUGUGUUGAUCCUUGUCCAGGAACUUGCGCUUCUAACGCCAUAUGCGAAGUUAUGAAUCACAUACCGAUUUGUCGUUGUCCCGACGGUAUGGAAGGCAACGCUUUCGUACAAUGUUCACCCAUACCAAAAUUAGAUGUGCCACAGAACCCUUGCCAGCCAACACCUUGCGGUCCAAAUAGUCAAUGUCGUGAAGUAAAUCAACAAGCUGUCUGCUCUUGCAUCGCAUCUUAUGUUGGUAGCCCACCGUUUUGUAGGCCGGAAUGCACAAUCAACUCGGAAUGUCCGCUUAAUCAAGCUUGUCUCAAUCAAAAAUGUUCCGAUCCAUGUCCCGGAGUUUGUGGCAACAGUGCCCUUUGUCAUGUUACCAAUCAUAUACCGUUCUGCCGUUGUCCCGAUAGAUAUUCCGGCAAUCCAUUUGUAAGUUGCCAACCGAUUUUAGAUACACCCGAACCUCGUCCACCAAGUCAACCUUGUGUACCAUCGCCUUGCGGUCCGUACUCGGAAUGCCGCGCUGUUGGUGAUACACCUUCGUGUACUUGCUUAACAGACUAUAUCGGUGCGCCACCAAAUUGUCGACCAGAAUGCGUUGCCAGCUCAGAAUGCAACACCAAUUUGGCUUGCAUUAAUCAAAAAUGCAAAGAUCCUUGUCCAGGUUUGUGUGGCAAUAGCGCUUUGUGUCGUGUGCUUUCACACACGCCAAGCUGUUAUUGUCCAAUCGGCUUUGAAGGCGAUCCAUUUAUACAAUGUGUGGAAAGCAAGAUACCACAACUGGAUCACGUCGAUCCUUGCAAUCCAAGUCCAUGUGGACCAAAUGCACGUUGCAUACAACGUAAUGAUGCUGGUUCAUGCCAAUGCCUUCCCGAAUACUUUGGAAAUCCUUACGAAGGAUGUAGACCCGAGUGUAUGUUGAAUUCCGAUUGUGCUUCCGAUAAGGCCUGUCAAAAUAUGAAGUGUCGUGAUCCUUGUCCAGGCACUUGUGGACAGAAUGCCAUCUGUUCAGUACUCAAUCAUGUGCCAACCUGUAACUGUGUACCUGGUUAUAGCGGUGACCCAUAUCGCUCUUGUCAAGUGGAGAAACAACCUAUCAAGGAAUAUGUGAACCCAUGUCAGCCAUCACCUUGUGGUCCCAACUCACAGUGUCGUGAAAUAAACGAGCAAGCUGUGUGUUCUUGUUUACCUGAAUAUAUUGGCAGUCCACCACUGUGCCGUCCCGAGUGCACCAUCUCCACUGAGUGUGCUUUCGACAAAGCCUGUAUCAAUCAGAAAUGUGUAGACCCUUGUCCGGGCACGUGUGGACAGAACGCCAAUUGUCGCGUACAUAAUCAUAGUCCAAUCUGUUCUUGUCGUCCAGGUUUUACGGGAGAUGCCUUUUCACGUUGCUUCGCUAUACCACCUACACCACCUGCACCCGUACAACGUCAGCCCGUCGAUCCUUGCGUACCCUCACCAUGUGGUCCGAAUUCACAAUGCCGUCGCAUUGGAGAUUCGCCUUCAUGUUCUUGUUUACCCAGUUAUAUCGGCGCGCCACCUAAUUGUCGUCCAGAGUGUACCAUUAAUGCUGAAUGUCCAAGCAGUCAGGCGUGUAUCAAUGAAAAAUGUCGGGAUCCUUGUCCCGGCUCUUGUGGUUUGGGCGCUAUCUGUAAUGUUAUCAAUCAUACACCGAGCUGUGUUUGCCCAACUGGAUAUACUGGAGAUCCUUUCACUUAUUGCCUACCCGAGCCGCCACCAAAACCUGUUGUCAAAGACGACCCCUGCAAUCCAUCACCCUGUGGUUCGAAUGCUCAAUGCAACGAUGGUGUUUGUACUUGUUUACCGGAGUACCAAGGCGAUCCGUAUACCGGUUGUCGACCUGAAUGCGUACUAAAUACUGAUUGCCCACGCGAUCGCGCUUGCAUACGCAAUAAAUGUGUUGAUCCUUGUCCCGGCACUUGUGCAUCAAAUGCUUUAUGUAGCGUCAUCAAUCACAUACCAAUCUGUUCAUGUCCGAGCGGCAUGUCAGGCAACGCUUUUCUACUGUGCUCACCCAUACCACCACCCGUUAAGGUUAACCCUUGUCAACCCUCACCUUGCGGUCCCAAUUCACAGUGUCGUGAAGUAAACGAGCAAGCUGUUUGCUCUUGCAUACCUGGGUUCAUUGGCGCCCCACCAACCUGUCGACCGGAGUGUACUGCCAAUCAGGAGUGUCCCGCAAAUUUGGCGUGCAUUAAUCAAAAAUGUGUUGAUCCUUGCCCGGGUACGUGCGGACGAAACGCACAGUGUAGCACCGUGAAUCACAAUCCAUUCUGCACCUGCAUACCUCACUACACUGGAAAUCCAUUUGUCGCUUGUCAGCGUAUCAUCGAACAACCACAAUUGGAUGUCACACCUGCCGAUCCGUGCCGACCCUCGCCAUGCGGUCCCAACUCAGAAUGUCGCGCAAUUGGCGACACACCAUCGUGCACGUGUCUGGAAAAUUUCAUUGGUUCCCCACCGUACUGCAAGCCGGAAUGCGUUUCAAAUUCGGAAUGUCCAUCAACAAAGGCUUGCAUUAAUCAGAAAUGCAAAGAUCCCUGUCCAGGGCUAUGUGGCACCGGUGCCGAGUGUCACGUUUUAUCGCAUACACCUCGUUGCAACUGUUUACCUGGCUUCACUGGCGAUCCAUUCACAAUCUGUCAACCGAUACGUCUAUCCGCGCCGAUUGAGGUGCUCAAUCCAUGCUCACCAUCGCCUUGCGGUGCCAACGCUAAUUGUUUGGAACGUAAUGGCGCCGGUGCGUGUCAAUGUUUGCCGGAAUACUUUGGCAAUCCAUACGAAGGUUGUCGACCGGAAUGUGUGCUCAAUUCGGACUGUCCGUCGAAUAAGGCUUGUCAGAAUCAAAAAUGUCGCGAUCCUUGCCCCGGAACCUGUGGACAGAAUGCCGAAUGUAAUGUCGUUAAUCAUAUACCAAAUUGUAAUUGCUUCGUUGGCUAUACUGGGGAUCCAUACCGUUAUUGCACGAGACCAGCAGAACCCAUUAUACAAGAGUACGUAAAUCCAUGCCAACCUAGUCCAUGUGGACCCAAUUCUCAAUGUCGCGAAGUAAACAGUCAAGCAGUGUGUUCAUGUCUAAGUGAGUUUAUAGGCGUACCACCUUCCUGUAGACCCGAGUGUACAUCAAGUUCAGAGUGUGCAAGUGAUAAGGCUUGUAUAAAUCGAAAAUGCGUCGACCCUUGCCCUGGUGUUUGCGGUCAAAGUGCCGUAUGUCAAGUGCGUAAUCAUAGUCCAAUAUGUUCCUGCCGCAAUGGUCUAACCGGUGAUCCAUUCGUGCGUUGUUACCCAUUACCACCGCCCACACCUCCUCAACCCGCCGAUGUAUAUCGUGAUCCUUGUGUGCCAUCACCAUGUGGUCCGUAUGCCACAUGCCGCAACCAAAAUAAUGUGCCAUCUUGUACGUGCCAACCGAAUUAUAUAGGCGCCCCACCAAAUUGUCGUCCGGAGUGUACAGUUAACUCAGAUUGUAUCAGUAGUCAGGCAUGUAUAAAUGAACGGUGUCGCGAUCCUUGUCCGGGCGCAUGCGGUGUGAAUACAGUGUGUAGUGUCAUAAACCACACACCUAACUGUGCGUGUCAACCCGGUUACAUAGGCGAUGCAUUCAUUGCUUGCCAUCCAGCACCACCACCUCCACCACCACAACAAGAACCUAUUGACCCCUGCAAUCCUAGUCCAUGCGGACCGAACGCAAUCUGUUCAGGUGAUGGGCAAUGUUCUUGUAUAGCUGACUACCAAGGUGACCCGUAUGUCGCGUGCAAACCAGAAUGUAUACUCAAUACCGAGUGUCCACGCGAUCGCGCUUGUAUACGACAAAAAUGUGUUGAUCCUUGUCCAGGCACAUGUGGCUCGGAGGCUAUAUGUGAAGUCUAUAAUCAUGUGCCCAUGUGUCGUUGUCCGGAACGCAUGACUGGCAAUGCAUUUGUGCAAUGUGUAGCGGUUCAAACUGAUAUUUACCGUAAUCCUUGUCAACCAUCGCCUUGCGGUCCGAACUCACAGUGUCGCGAAGUGAACUCACAAGCUGUAUGUAGCUGCCUGCCCGACUAUCUAGGAAGUCCACCAUCAUGCCGCCCAGAAUGUACCAGCAACUCUGAUUGUCCACCAAAUCGCGCUUGCCAAAAUCAACGCUGCGUAGAUCCAUGCCCAGGUACUUGUGGCUUGUACGCGAAAUGCGUGGUUGUCAAUCAUAAUCCAUUCUGCACGUGCAAUGAACGCUACACGGGCAAUCCAUUUGUACAAUGUCGUCCUAUUAUUGAACCUGUACGUGAUGUUACACCAGUCAAUCCAUGUCAACCCUCACCAUGUGGCCCGAAUAGUCGCUGCCAAGCUGUAGGAGAGUCACCAUCAUGCUCUUGCCUUGAAAACUUCUACGGUCAACCACCCAAUUGCCGUCCCGAAUGUGUUACAAACUCGGAGUGUUCGUCGAAUAAUGUAUGUCGCAAUAAUCGCUGCGUCGAUCCAUGUCCUGGUCUCUGUGGCAGCAAUGCUCUCUGUCGUGUAAUAAGUCACACAGCAAUGUGUUAUUGUGAGAACGACUACACCGGUGAUCCAUUCGUACAGUGUAACUUAAUUGUACGUGCACCAACUGAAGUUGUCGAUCCUUGCAAUCCUAAUCCAUGUGGUUCAUUCGCGGAAUGUCUACAACAAAAUGGUGUCGGAUCAUGCAAAUGUCUUGAAGAAUAUUUCGGCAAUCCUUACGAAGGUUGCCGCCCUGAAUGUGUACUCAAUACCGAUUGUCCAUCGAACAAGGCGUGUAUCAAUCAGAAAUGUCGUGAUCCUUGUCCAGGCACAUGUGGUUUGAAUGCUGAGUGUCACACCAGAAAUCAUUUACCCACCUGUGCUUGCUUAUACGGCUUUGUAGGCGAUCCAUAUCGUUAUUGCGCCGUUGAAGAGAAACCCAUAAUACAAGAGUAUGUCAAUCCAUGUCAACCAUCACCAUGCGGUCCGAAUAGUCAGUGUCGCGAAGUGAAUAGUCAAGCCGUGUGCUCUUGUCUACCCGAAUUUAUUGGCACUCCACCGGCGUGUAGACCCGAAUGUACCAUCAGCACUGAGUGUAGUUUCGAUAAGGCAUGCAUCAAUCAAAAAUGUGCCGAUCCAUGUCCAGGCGUUUGUGGUACGGGAGCACAGUGCCAGGUGCGCAACCACGCACCACUAUGCUCCUGCCAGCUUGGCUACACUGGCGAUCCGUUUACCCGUUGCUAUCCCAUACCUCCGCCACCACCGACAAUUGUCGCCGAACCAAUACGAGAUCCGUGCUUGCCUUCACCUUGUGGUCCCAACUCACAAUGCAGAAACAUCAACAAUCAAGCCUCUUGCUCUUGUUUACCCAAUUUCUUUGGCGCACCACCAAAUUGUCGUCCAGAGUGUGUCACCAACUCGGAGUGUUCAUCCAACCUGGCAUGCAUUAAUAAUCGUUGCACUGACCCUUGCCCGGGUUCCUGCGCGUACAAUGCUCUGUGCAGUGUGAUAAAUCACAUACCGAUAUGUUCUUGUCCAAAGGAUUAUGUAGGCGAUCCAUUUGUUAGUUGUCAACCAGCGCCACCACCUAAACCACCAGUAAAAGAUGAUCCUUGUAAUCCGUCACCUUGUGGCCCUAACGCAGUCUGUAACGAUGGUCAAUGCACUUGUAUACCGGAAUACCAAGGCGACCCCUUCAUUGGCUGUCGUCCUGAGUGUGUGUUGAAUUCUGAAUGUCCACAUGAUAAGGCUUGCAUUAGAAAUAAAUGUGUUGAUCCAUGUCCGGGUACAUGUGGUGUGAAUGCUAUUUGUGAAGUGCUAAAUCAUGUGCCCAUGUGUCGCUGCCCAGAUGGCAUGUCCGGAAAUGCAUUCUACCAAUGUGAUCCAAUACCACCUAAACUCAUAUCUAAUCCAUGUGAACCAUCACCGUGCGGUCCGAAUAGCCGCUGUCGUGUUGUCAAUCAAAACGCUGUCUGCUCUUGCAUCGAAGGUUUCAUCGGCAAUCCACCGACAUGUCGUCCAGAGUGUGUACGCAAUUCCGAUUGCGGUCCACAAAUGGCCUGCCAAAAUCAAAAGUGUGUCGAUCCUUGUCCCGGCGCUUGUGGCUUCAAAGCUAUUUGCAAAGUGACAAAUCAUGCACCUAUCUGUACAUGUCCGGUGCGUCAUACUGGCAAUCCGUUCGUGGCCUGUCAACCCAUAAUUGAACCACCGAUACGUUUGCAAGAACCAAAGGAUCCUUGUUAUCCAUCUCCUUGCGGUCCAAAUUCGCAAUGCCGCGCUGUUGGUGAUGCGCCAUCUUGUUCAUGUUUACCAGAAUUCACAGGCUCACCACCAAAUUGUCGUCCGGAGUGCGUUACAAAUAGCGAAUGCAGUCAAGAUAAGGCAUGCAUUAAUCAGAAAUGUGUUGAUCCUUGUCCUGGCUUAUGCGGACAGAAUGCUCAAUGUCGUGUUAUCAGUCAUACUGCGAUGUGUCUUUGUGCGCCUGGCUUUACAGGCGAUCCCUUCACUGCCUGCUUACCGGAGCCAGUAAAACAAGAUGAAUUUAUAUCGCCUUGUGAACCAAACCCUUGUGGUGUUAACGCAGAAUGUCGUCAAGUGAACAACGCCGGGUCUUGUCAGUGCUUGCCAGAAUACUUUGGUAAUCCUUAUGAAGGCUGUCGUCCAGAAUGUGUCACAAACUCGGAUUGUCCGCUUGAUAAAUCAUGCCAGAAUCAGAAAUGCCGCGAUCCUUGUCCUGGUGUCUGCGCGCUAAAUGCUAUUUGUCGCGUAAUAAAUCAUUUGCCAUCUUGUAAUUGUCUCGACGGUUUUGUAGGUGAUCCAUAUAGUUAUUGUCAAUUACCAGAGAAACCAAUUAUAAAAGAAUACGUGAAUCCCUGUCAACCAUCGCCCUGCGGACCUAAUUCGCAAUGUCGGGAGGUAAACGAACAAGCGGUAUGUUCAUGUCUGCCCGAAUUUGUUGGCACACCGCCAGCAUGUCGACCAGAGUGUACUACGAGCGCUGAAUGUGCCCUAGAUAAGGCGUGCAUCAACCAAAAAUGUCAGGAUCCUUGUCCUGGCACAUGCGGUUAUAAUGCGGUGUGUAACGUACGCAACCAUUCACCUUUCUGUACUUGUAUCAAUGGAUAUACAGGAAAUGCCUUCACGCGUUGUUAUCCAAUACCACCACCUCCACCAGCUGCAACACCACCUGAACCUGUGCGUAAUCCAUGCGUGCCCUCGCCUUGUGGACAGUUUGCUGAAUGUCGCGACAUCAAUGGCAGUCCAUCCUGUUCAUGUCUACCUACUUACAUUGGUAGUCCACCAAAUUGUCGACCGGAAUGCACGAGAAAUUCAGAUUGCGCGAGCACACAAGCUUGUAUUAAUCAAAAAUGCCGCGAUCCUUGUCCAGGCGCAUGCGGUUUCAAUGCAAACUGUCAUGUUAUUAAUCACACACCAAUCUGCCAUUGUGCGCCAGGCUUGAUUGGAGAUCCAUUUGUCUCUUGUCAAGCGCCACCACCGCCACCUCCUAAACUAGCAGAGGAUCCAUGUAAUCCCUCACCUUGUGGUCCAAAUACUGUGUGUCGCGAUGGUCAGUGCGAAUGCAUACCGGAGUAUCAAGGUAAUCCACUGAUUGGUUGUCGUCCAGAAUGUGUUUUGAACACAGACUGUUCGUCGGACAAGGCAUGUAUACGUCAAAAAUGCGCAGAUCCUUGUCCGGGUACUUGUGCCUCGAAUGCCAUUUGUGAAGUACACAAUCACAUACCAAUGUGUCAUUGCCCAGAAGGUAUGACCGGUAAUGCAUUCGCUUUGUGCCAACCCAUACCUACACCAGUUGCGACGAACCCAUGUCAACCGUCGCCGUGUGGUCCAAAUUCACAGUGUCGUGUGGUGAAUCAACAAGCUGUGUGCUCUUGCUUACCUGAAUUCAUUGGAGCUCCACCAUCUUGUCGUCCAGAAUGUACCAGCAAUGCAGAGUGUGCGCUUAAUCGCGCCUGUUUACAGCAGAAAUGUCGCGAUCCUUGUCCCGGUGUCUGUGGAGUCAAUGCCGAAUGCACGGUCAUCAAUCACUCGCCGAUCUGUCGCUGUGCCAAUUCAUACACUGGCAAUCCGUUCGUUGCCUGCAGUCCUAUUCGAAUUGUGCCCCAAUUGGAUGCUACGCCCAAAGAUCCUUGCCGUCCCUCGCCUUGUGGACCGAAUGCUGAGUGUCGCGCAGUAGGCGACAGUCCAUCAUGUUCAUGUCUCAAAAACUUUAUUGGUGCCCCACCAAAUUGCCGUCCUGAAUGCGUAACGAAUUCCGAAUGUCCGCUUUCGCAAGCUUGCAUUAAUCAACGUUGCCAAGAUCCCUGCCCCGGUGUUUGUGGCUCAAAUGCCGAUUGUCAUGUCAUUAAUCAUACACCAAUGUGUGUAUGCACAAGCGGCUACACUGGCGAUCCAUUCAGCUAUUGCGAUGUCGUACGCGAUGUACCAGAGGAAGUACUCAACCCUUGUCAACCAAGUCCUUGCGGACCCAACACUGAAUGUAUCGUACGUAACGGCGCAGGCGCUUGUCAAUGUCUGCCUGAAUACCAAGGCAAUCCAUACGAGGGUUGUCGUCCAGAAUGUGUUGUAAACUCCGAUUGCCCAACGAACAAGGCUUGCCUACAGAACAAAUGUAAAGAUCCCUGUCCCGGUACUUGUGGACAGAAUGCACUCUGUUAUGUACGCAAUCAUUUGCCAACUUGCAACUGUUUAACUGGCUAUACGGGCGAUCCCUACAGCUACUGUGCGGUACUGACAGAACCUAAAUUGGAUGUGGUAAACCCAUGUCAGCCUUCACCAUGCGGACCAAAUUCACAAUGUAAAGAAGUCAAGCAACAAGCGGUCUGCUCUUGUCUACCAACAUUCAUCGGCAGCCCACCAGACUGUCGCCCCGAGUGUACCAUAUCCAGCGAAUGUGCGCUUGAUAAGGCAUGUGUAAAUCAAAAAUGCGUCGAUCCAUGCCCCGGCGUAUGUGGUCUGAACGCCGAAUGUCACGUGCGCAAUCAUAAUCCGCUUUGCACUUGUCGUAACCGUUACACCGGUGAUGCCUUUACUAGAUGUUACCCGAUACCACGUAAGACACACAUAGUUGUCGGAAGUAAAAACAUAUUUCUCAAACACCUUCUUAUUAUAGCACCACCACCUGUACCUGUAAUUAGAGAGGAAUAUCGCGAUCCAUGCGUACCAUCACCUUGUGGUGCUAAUGCUAUAUGUCGCAAUGUUAAUGAUCAGGCCUCGUGUUCUUGUCUACCCAACUAUUUAGGCGCACCACCCAAUUGUCGACCGGAGUGUUCCAUCAAUGCGGAAUGUGCACCGCACUUGGCGUGUAUAAAUGAAAAGUGCCGCGACCCCUGUCCGGGCUCUUGCGGUUUCUCUGCGAUUUGUAGUGUAAUUAACCACACACCAAUUUGUACCUGCCCAGCUGAUUAUACAGGCGAUCCGUUCACUAGCUGUACGCCUAAGCCACCCGCCCCACAGCUGCCUUUGAAAGACCCAUGUAAUCCAUCACCGUGCGGCAGUAAUGCCAUCUGUAAUAACGGCGUAUGCUCCUGCUUGCCUGAGUAUCAAGGAAACGCUUACGCCGGCUGUCGGCCAGAGUGUGUACUCAAUACUGAGUGCGCACGCGAUAAGGCUUGCGUACGAAACAAAUGUGUUGAUCCUUGUCCAGGCACAUGUGGUGUGGGCGCCAUCUGUGAUGUCUUUAAUCAUACACCGAUGUGUCGUUGCCCUGAGGGUAUGUCGGGCAAUGCUUUCAUCCAAUGCUCCGUAUUACAAACACCGCCAAUUGUGACGAACGUCUGUCAACCGUCGCCGUGUGGUCCGAAUUCACAAUGUAAUGAAGUUAAUCAACAAGCCGUUUGCGCUUGCUUGCCCAACUAUCUCGGCUCACCGCCUAACUGUCGACCUGAGUGUACCAUAAACUCGGAUUGUGCACCGAAUUUGGCUUGCGUUAACCAGAAGUGUCGAGAUCCUUGUCCCGGCAGCUGUGGUGUACGUGCGCUCUGUUCAGUCAUUAAUCACGUGCCAUUCUGUAGCUGCCCCAGCGGUUACACAGGCAAUGCGCAUACUUUGUGUCAACUUUUGCCACCACCGCCACCACCUCAACAGGAACCUGUAAACCCCUGCGUACCAUCACCAUGCGGACCGAAUUCACAAUGCGCCGACCGAAAUGGUUCACCAUCAUGCAGCUGCUUGCCAGACUAUAUCGGUGCUCCACCAAAUUGCCGCCCAGAGUGUAUAUCUUCCUCGGAAUGUGCCAGUAAUAAAGCUUGUAUCAACAUGAAGUGUCGCGAUCCAUGCCCCGGUGUUUGUGGUACAUCAGCUACUUGUCAUGUGGUUAGUCACACACCAUCUUGUGUCUGUAUCGCCGGUUAUGUGGGUGAUCCGUUCACACAAUGCUAUCCCGAACCGAUUGUUGAGCUCGAGCAGAUUAAUCCGUGUGUGCCUAGUCCAUGUGGCAGUAACGCUGUCUGCACCACACAAAAUAAUGCCGGCGCUUGUAAGUGUCUACCCGAGUAUUUCGGCAAUCCAUACGAGGGUUGUCGUCCCGAGUGUGUUACAAACUCUGACUGUGCUUCGAAUAAGGCUUGUCGAAAUCAAAAGUGUCAGGAUCCCUGCCCUGGUGUUUGUGGACAAAAUGCGCAAUGUGACGCGAUUAAUCAUUUGCCCACCUGCAGUUGUUUGUCGGGUUACACCGGUGAUCCGUACAGCUACUGUAAUGUCGUGAAAGAACCUAUUAGAGAAUAUGUUAAUCCAUGCAUACCCUCACCUUGCGGUCCGAAUUCGCAAUGUCGCGAGGUAAACGAACAAGCCGUUUGUUCAUGUCUGCCCGAAUUUAUUGGCAGUCCACCCUCUUGUCGUCCCGAAUGCACAUCGAACUCUGAAUGUCCCACCGAUAAAGCCUGUAUCAACAAAAAAUGUCAAGAUCCUUGUCCGGGCACUUGUGGCUCGAAUGCUGAGUGUCGCGUACGUUCACACAGCCCCUAUUGUAGUUGUCAACCAGGUUAUACCGGUGAUGCAUUUGUGCGUUGUUACCCUAUACCACCACCACCACCGCCGGCGCGUGAACCAUACCGCGAUCCAUGUGUGCCCUCACCAUGCGGUCAGUACGCCGUUUGUCGAGUGACAAAUGAACAGCCCACAUGUUCUUGCCUGCCUUCGUAUAACGGUUCUCCGCCUAAUUGUCGUCCAGAAUGUGUUGUGAACUCGGAUUGCGCCAGCAAUCGCGCUUGUAUAAACGAAAAGUGUCGCGAUCCUUGCCCGGGAUCUUGUGGAGUGUCUGCCAUUUGCAAUGUUUUAAAUCAUACGCCAGCGUGUACGUGCCCAGUCGGAUAUACAGGUGAUCCAUUCACCAACUGCCAUGCACAACCGGCGCCACCACCACCACCAAUACCUGCUGACGAUCCUUGCAUACCAUCGCCAUGUGGCACUAACGCUCAAUGCAGCGAUGGUAUUUGCACCUGUAUUGGCGAAUAUCAAGGUGAUCCAUACACUGGUUGUCGGCCCGAAUGUAUUCUGAAUACCGAAUGCUCACGCGAUAAAGCUUGUAUCAACCAGAAAUGUCAAGAUCCUUGUCCCGGCACCUGUGCUUCGAAUGCCAUCUGUGAAGUGCACAAUCAUGUGCCCAUGUGUCACUGUCCAGCGGGAAUGCAUGGUAAUGCAUUCGUUCUAUGCCAACCAGUACCGGAGAGACCAGCUGAACCAGCGCAUCCAUGUCAACCAUCACCAUGCGGUCCAAAUGCACAAUGUCAAGAUAGAAAUGGUAUAGCUGUUUGUUCGUGUGUGCCCGAUAUGAUUGGAACACCACCCGCUUGUCGCCCCGAAUGUAUCAGCAAUUCUGAGUGUCCAAUGAACCGCGCGUGCAUAAAUCAGAAAUGCAAGGAUCCUUGCCCAGGCGCUUGUGGUCAUAAUGCACUCUGCAAUAUUGUCAACCAUAACCCAAUCUGUUCGUGUCCAACAGGUUACACUGGAAGUCCAUUUGUAGCUUGUCAACCCAUCAUCACUCCACCAACUUAUGAGGAACCGCGCGAUCCCUGCCGUCCAUCACCGUGUGGCCCUAAUGCUCAGUGCAGCAACAUUAACGGCGCACCGUCUUGUACUUGUCUGUCUGAGUUUAUAGGCGCACCACCAAAUUGUCGUCCAGAGUGUAUAUCUAAUUCGGAAUGUCCAUCUGAUAAGGCCUGCAUUAAUCAGAAGUGUCGCGAUCCAUGUCCCGGUCUGUGUGGUUCCAAUGCGCAGUGUCAUACUUUGAAUCACAUACCAAAUUGUGUUUGUGAACAAGGUUAUGUUGGCGAUCCUUUCACAGUUUGUCGCCUACCAUUACCACCACCACCAGCACCAGUGCCCGACUUUAUUGACCCAUGUGAACCAAAUCCUUGUGGAGACAAUGCGGAAUGCCGUCGCCAUAACAAUGUUGGUUCUUGUGUCUGUCUACCAGAAUAUUUCGGCAAUCCUUACCAAGGCUGUCGUCCUGAGUGUGUGUUAAAUAGUGAUUGUCCGUCAAACAAAGCCUGUGUACAGCGUAAAUGUCGGGAUCCAUGUCCCGGCACUUGCGGUCGCAAUGCUGAGUGCCAGGUUGUUAAUCACCUCCCUGUUUGUCAUUGCUUGAGCGGCUAUACGGGCAAUCCAUUUAGCUUAUGCUCGCCAGUUAAACAAUUGGAGCCCGUCUAUGUUAAUCCAUGUCAGCCUUCGCCGUGCGGUCCGAAUGCACAGUGCCAUGAAGUCAAUCAGCAAGCUGUUUGUUCUUGUUUGCCCGAAUUUAUUGGCUCACCACCUGCUUGCCGUCCAGAGUGUACCGUUAACUCGGAAUGUCCACUCACACAGGCUUGUAUAAAUCGUAAAUGUGCGGAUCCUUGCCCUGGUACCUGUGGUCAAAAUGCGGAAUGUCGCGUGUACAACCAUAAUCCGAUUUGUUCGUGCAGAGACAGCUAUACAGGCGAUGCUUUUACACGUUGUUACCCAAUACCGCAGCCAAUCGCAGAUGUAACUCCACAACCACCAAGUAAUCCCUGCAAUCCUUCACCUUGUGGUCAAUACGCACAAUGUCACAAUCGUAACGGCGGCGCAGUUUGCUCAUGUCUACCUAGUUAUAUAGGCAGUCCACCAAAUUGUCGUCCCGAAUGUGUUGUACAUUCCGAUUGUCCCUCGAAUCGCGCCUGCAUCAAUGAGAAGUGUCGUGACCCAUGUCCCGGUUCAUGUGGUUUCAAUGCAAUUUGCAAUGUGCUCAAUCAUGUACCCAAUUGCGUCUGUCCAACUGGUUAUACCGGUGAUCCGUUCAGUAGCUGUCAACCAGAGCCACCAAAACCAGUGCAACGUGAACCCAUCAAACAGGAUCCUUGUGUGCCAUCACCUUGUGGUGCGAAUGCCGCUUGCAGUGGAGAAGGCGUGUGCACAUGUUUGCCCGAGUACCAUGGAGAUCCAUACAGUGGUUGUCGGCCAGAAUGUGUGUUGAAUAGCGACUGCGCUCGCGACCGCGCUUGUAUCAAUCAAAAAUGUAAAGACCCAUGUCCGGGAACUUGUGGCUCGCAGGCGCUCUGCAAUGUUAUAAACCAUGUACCAAUGUGUUCGUGUCCAGCGGGCAUGACCGGCAAUGCGUUUGUGCAUUGCGAUAGCAUACCAAUCAUCGAACCGCCAGCGCCCACAAAUCCCUGUCAACCUUCCCCUUGUGGUCCUAAUUCACAAUGUCGCGCUACAAAUCAACAAGCCAUCUGCUCUUGCUUGCCUGGCUAUAUUGGCGCUCCACCAUCUUGUCGCCCCGAAUGCGUUUCCAAUUCCGAAUGCGCUUUGGAUAAGUACUGUUUGAAUCAGCGUUGUCAAGAUCCUUGCGCCGGUACCUGCGGUUUGCGUGCCCUUUGUCAUGUACAAAAUCAUAGCCCAAUAUGUGCUUGUCCACCACACUACAGCGGUGAUCCGUUCAUUUCCUGCCAGCCAAUAAUUAUACCAAAACCGGCACCGAUUAGCGACGUAACGCCUGCAAACCCUUGCAUACCAUCACCAUGUGGACCGAACUCAGAAUGUACCGCCACUACGAAUGGCGCACAAUGUACUUGCUUACGUGAUUUCGUUGGCACUGCACCGCAUUGCCGUCCCGAAUGCGUAACAAGCGCUGAGUGCGCCUCGGACAAGGCGUGCAUCAAUCGUAAAUGCGCCGACCCCUGUCCGGGUUCGUGUGGUGUUGCAGCUGAGUGUCGUGUUUUGGCCCACAGCGCAAUGUGUUACUGCCCCAGCGGUUAUACUGGUGAUCCAUUCACUACAUGCAUAAAACAACAAGAACCGCCAACUGAGGUGGCUUUACCUUGCAGCCCCAGCCCUUGUGGUCCGAACGCGAUUUGCCAACCGCGUAAUGGCAUUAGUGUUUGCCAAUGCUUACCCGACUAUUUCGGUAAUCCUUAUGAAGCUUGUCGUCCGGAAUGUGUUAGGAAUUCGGAUUGCUCAGCAGACAAAGCUUGUCGAAACCAGAAGUGCCGUGAUCCUUGUCCCGGCACUUGUGGUUCGCAAGCCACUUGUCAAGUCAUCAAUCAUAUUCCGAACUGUGCCUGCUUGCCAGGCUAUCGUGGCGAUCCAUAUACACGUUGUGAAAUAGUGCAGGCAGAACCUGAACCACCUGUCCCAGUAAGUCCCUGUCAACCAUCACCAUGUGGCGCCAACGCACAAUGUCGUGAAUCAAAUGGUCAAGCUGUCUGCUCCUGCCUACCAGAAUUCGUUGGUACCCCUCCCACAUGCCGUCCGGAAUGUGUCGUAAGCUCAGAGUGUCCAUCUGACAAAGCGUGUAUCAACCAGAAAUGUAAAGAUCCCUGUCCAGGCGCUUGCGGCUUAAAUGCCGAGUGUCAUGUACACAACCACAGUCCACUAUGUGCUUGCAAGAACGGUUAUACCGGCGAGGCAUUCACCAGCUGUCGACCCAUACCACCUCCACGUACCCCAGAGCCGCCACAAGCAGAUGUGAAUCCAUGCAUACCUUCACCUUGCGGUCCAUACGCACAAUGCCGUGAAGUUAACGGCGCAGCAACUUGCAGCUGUUUGACGAACUACAUUGGCGCACCGCCCAACUGCCGUCCGGAAUGUACAAUCAAUGCGGAAUGUGCCAGCAAUAUGGCUUGUAUGAACGAACGUUGUCGCGAUCCAUGCCCCGGUUCGUGUGGUUUCUCAGCGCUUUGUAAUGUAAUCAAUCAUACGCCCAGCUGUUCUUGCCCAGUUGGCUAUACUGGUGAUCCGUUUACCAGUUGUCGUCUAUUGCCACCACCACCGCCAGCACCAAAACCAGCAGAACCUGUGGACCCAUGCAUUCCUUCACCUUGUGGUGCAAAUACUGUCUGCAAUAACGGUCAAUGUUCCUGCAUACCGGAAUAUCAUGGAGAUCCUAUCAUCGGUUGUCGCCCAGAAUGUGUUCUUAAUUCGGAUUGUUCUCGUGACCGCGCUUGCGUACGUAAUAAAUGUGUGGACCCCUGUCCCGGCACUUGCGGCCAACGUGCACUCUGCGACGUCAUCAACCACAUACCAAUGUGUCGUUGUCCGGAACGUAUGACUGGUAAUGCAUUUGUCGCUUGCGAUCCAGUUCCUGAAGUGGAGGUAAAGAAUCCAUGCCAGCCUUCACCUUGCGGUCCCAACUCCCAGUGUAUUGAAAGAGGUGGCAAUGCCAUCUGCUCUUGCAUUACUGGCUACUUCGGUAAUCCACCAAAUUGUCGCCUCGAGUGUUAUACCAGUUCAGAUUGUGCACAAAUUCACGCGUGUAUCAAUAACAAAUGUGUCGAUCCCUGUCCAGGUCAAUGUGGUUUGAAUGCUGAGUGUCAAGCGGUGCAGCAUCGCGCACAUUGCGAAUGCAUACGCGGUUACAGCGGUAAUCCAUAUUCAGUUUGUACGAGACCAGAAAUACGACAAGAACCACCCGUAAUACAGAAUCCUUGUGUACCAUCUCCUUGCGGUCCUAAUGCUCAAUGUUCCGACGUAAAGGGACAGCCACGUUGCUCAUGUCUGGCCGAUUAUAUUGGUACACCACCAAAUUGUCGACCAGAAUGCUCUAGUAACGACGAUUGUCCCAACAACUUGGCUUGCAUCAAUCGUAAAUGUCGUGACCCAUGUCCCGGUUCAUGCGGUUUGAAUGCCAAUUGUCUUGUGACCUUGCAUAUACCCAAUUGUCACUGCCCAGCGGGCAUGACCGGCGAUCCCUUCCGCGUGUGUUAUGAGGCUCCAAAAAUAUUGCCACCACCACCGAAACAGGAACCACGUGAUCCUUGCCGUCCAUCACCAUGCGGACCGAACAGCGAAUGUCGUGGACGUGGCGAUAGUUAUACCUGCUCAUGUAUUAAUGACUACAUUGGUAAUCCAUAUGAAGGUUGCCGUCCCGAAUGUAUCGGCAAUUCUGAGUGUUCCUCUAAUCGUGCUUGCAUACGCAACAAAUGCGCCGAUCCUUGCCCAGGCACUUGUGGUGUUGAGGCACUAUGUACCAUCCUCAAUCACAUACCGAUUUGCUCAUGCCCCUCAGGCUACAGUGGCAAUGCUUUCGUCCAGUGUUCUCCAAUCGUAGUAGUACACGUACCACAGGAACGUCGUGACCCAUGCUAUCCAACACCGUGCGGCACAAAUACAGUGUGCAAAGUACAACGCGAUCAAGCUGUUUGCGAAUGUCUGCCUGGCUUCUUCGGCAAUCCACAAGGUCAGGGUUGUCGCCCCGAAUGUACGCUCAGCUCGGAUUGUGCCAAGGAUAAGGCUUGCGUCAACACCAAGUGUGUCGAUCCAUGCCCCGGCGUCUGCGGUUAUGGUGCUCAAUGCCAGACCGCCAAUCACAAUCCAAUAUGUAGUUGUCCCAGUCCAAUGGUUGGCAAUCCAUUCGUAGAAUGUCAUGCACCACCACAACCAAUAGAUCCAUGCAAUCCAUCACCAUGUCGCAGCAAUGGCAUUUGCCAAGUUAUCAAUGGCGCCGCCACUUGCACGUAUCCAGAGUGUGUGACUAACGAGGACUGUUCACGUAAUCGCGCUUGUAUCAAUCAGAAGUGUCGCGAUCCAUGCAUAAAUGCUUGCGGCGUCAAUGCGAUUUGUAAUGCCAUCAAUCAUAAGGCUGUAUGUACCUGUCCAACCGGCUAUUAUGGCUCACCGUUUAACCAAUGUCUGCCACAAAUGGAGGAAAUACCCGCACCACGUCCGGAAUGUACCACCGACGCCGAAUGCUCGAACGAUAAGGCAUGCGUCAAUCAAGUUUGUCAGAAUCCAUGCGAACUCUCGAAUAUUUGUGGCACAAAUGCACGUUGCCACGUGCAACUGCAUAGACCACUCUGUGUUUGUAAUGAAGGUUACACCGGCAACGCUUUCAGCUAUUGCCAUGUCAUCGGCUGUCGCUCAGAUGAAGAAUGCCCCGCCACCGAGGCUUGCAUCAAUAAACAAUGUACCGAUCCUUGCCCAUACACGCAGUGUGGCACGAAUGCCAUCUGCCGUGCUGACUACAAUCACAAGGCACGCUGUCAUUGCCCCGACGGUUAUCGCGGCAAUCCAUUGUUGCGCUGUGAACGACCCGAAUGUACACGCGACGACGAGUGCGCCUUCAAUUUGGCCUGCAAGAAUGAACGUUGUGAAGAUCCAUGCAAUUGCGGUGUCGGCGCACAGUGUCGUGUCGACAAUCAUCGCGCACAAUGUCGCUGCCCACCUGGCUACAGUGGCAAUCCGCUGGUUAGCUGUGUGCUCGAAGAACCUAAGGUCGCACCACAAUGUACCAUGGACGCGGACUGUACCAGCAAGUUGGCCUGCUUCAAUGGCGAAUGUAAGAAUCCAUGCGCGGUGACGCAACCAUGUGGCGCAAAUGCUAUUUGCUCGGUAGUGGACACACUGCCGUUGCGUACUAUGAUCUGUCAAUGCGAACCCGGUUAUGUGGGUGAUGCGGAUGUGGGUUGUCGUAAAGAACCCGCACGUGAUCAUGGCUGCCAAUCGAAUAGUGAAUGCCAGGAUACUGAAGCUUGCCGCAAUGGCGCCUGUGUAAAUCCUUGUAUUGAUGGCUCACCUUGCGCCCGCACAGCCGAGUGCUUGGCUCAACGUCAUCGUGCCGUCUGCAGUUGCCCACAAGGCACACAGGGUGAUCCCUUCACAAACUGUUACCAACCACCUGAAAUAACCGCGGGCUGUAAACACGAUUCGGAAUGCCCGUCGACAACGGCCUGCAUUAAUCAACGCUGUCAAGAUCCAUGCGCUGAGGCGAAUCCAUGUGCUGGCAACGCGGAAUGCCGUGUGCGUAACUCGCGUCCAAUCUGCUCUUGCCCCGCCGGCUGGGGUGGUGAUCCACAAGUACAAUGCUACAAACCGGAGUGUAAGAUAAAUGCGGACUGUCCCUACGAUAAGGCUUGUAUCAAUGAGAACUGCGUAAAUCCGUGCAGCUAUGGUGAGGUACAUUGCGGUACUGGCGCUCAAUGCGCACCACAAAACCACCAAGCUGUCUGCAUAUGUCCACCGGGCACACAAGGCAAUCCGUUUGUCUCGUGUAUCACUGGACGCUGUCAAUACAAUGAGGAUUGCGCUGAACAUGAGGCUUGCGAUCGCUUGAAUCGCGUUUGCCGUCCGGUUUGCGAUGAGGACACUUGCGCGCUAAAUGCUAUUUGCAUCGGAAGACGCCAUCAACCGCAAUGUGAAUGUCGCCCUGGCUACAGCGGUAAUCCGUUCGUGCAGUGCGAUGUGCCACGCGAGCCACCGACUAAAGUGGAACCCGAGUGUAGACAGGAUGCCGAUUGUCCAUCACAAUUGGCUUGUAUUAAUCAACUUUGCGCUAAUCCUUGCGCAACACCACACGUUUGCACACCACAACAGACCUGCCACGUAUUGGAUACGCUGCCGUUGCGCACCAUGAUCUGCAAGUGCCCAAGCGAUACGAUCACAGAUAAUUCGGGCAAUUGUGUGCCAAUAAAACAUGAAAUGGUCAGCGGUUGUCAGAGCAACGAUGAAUGUGGCAACACCGAGGUCUGUCAACGUGGCGCGUGUAUAGACGCUUGCCGCUUGGAACGCUGCGGUGUUAAUGCACAAUGUCGCUCACGCGAUCACUAUGCCGAAUGCACAUGCGCACGCGGUUAUGAAGGUAAUCCACGCGUCGAAUGCCAGUUGAUCGUGCACGAACAACCGAAAACACCGGGCGCUGAAUGUACGAAGAAUGAUGACUGUCCAUAUGAUAAGACUUGUAAGAAUGAACGUUGCGUAAAUCCAUGUGCGGAAGAUUCCUGCGGACGCGGCGCCUACUGUCAUGUACAAAAUAGAGAACCGGUAUGCCGUUGCCCAACUGGUUUCACCGGUGAUGUGCGCGUUGCUUGUGUACCACCGCAAGAUGUCUCGACAGUUGGCUGCAAAUCCAAUUCCGAUUGCUCGCUUACCGAAUCAUGUGUCAAUGAACGUUGCGUUAAUCCUUGCAAUUGCGGUCCGAAUGCCGAGUGUAUUGUGCGUAAUCACCAUCCAGUUUGCUAUUGCCAACCUGGUUACUCUGGCAAUGCACAAUUCGGUUGCGUACAAAUUGGCUGUCAAUCGGACGACGAAUGCUCAACGGACCAACAAUGCGUGAAUCGUGAAUGUGUUAAUCCAUGCUUGAUCAGUGAUCCAUGUGCGCUCAAUGCCGAAUGCUUUGGUCGCAAUCAUCGCGCCACCUGUCGCUGUCCCGCCGGUUUGGAAGGUGAUCCAUUCCAACGUUGUGUACGCGUCGAAUGCCACUCAGACUAUGACUGUGCUACGAACCAAGCUUGUGUACGCAAUCAAUGCGUGAACCCAUGUCAGGAUAGCCCAUGCGCUCAAAAUGCCAUUUGUCAAGCGUUACAACAUCGCGCCGUUUGUCGCUGUCCCGAGACAAUGCCGCUCGGCAAUCCCUAUGCUUAUUGUGAACGCCGACCUGUGGAACCUGUAUGCCGCGAUGAUGGCGAUUGCCCGAGUCGCUUGGCUUGUAUCGACAACAAAUGCCAGAAUCCAUGCACCAUACUCUCACCAUGCGCAAGCUCUGCCAAAUGCAGUGUACUGGAUAGUGUGCCUGUGCGCACUAUGGUAUGCGAAUGUCCCGAAUCUUAUGUACCGGAUGCGCGCGGUGAGUGCAAACCGAUUGUGCUACAGAGUCCACCAGGCUGCAGUAGCGAUGCCGAUUGUCCCGAUCAGGAGGCGUGUAUCAAUCGUCAAUGCCGAAAUCCAUGCAACUGUGGCACCAACGCCAUAUGUCAAGUACAAAAUCAUCGCGCCACAUGCUCUUGUCAAGACGGUUACGAAGGCAAUCCCUACGCAUUCUGUCGCACCAUUGGCUGUCGCAUCGAUAGUGAAUGUGACUCUGGCAAGGCCUGCAUCAAUGGCAACUGUAUUAACCCGUGCUUAGUAAAUGAUCCUUGUGGCAUCAACGCCGAAUGCUAUGUGCAAUCUAAUACGGCUAUGUGUCGCUGCAAGAGCGGUUAUCGUGGUAAUGCUUACGAGCGUUGUCGCGUCAUUGGUUGUCUAACGAAUAAUGACUGCCCCUCCGAUAAGAUGUGUAACAAUGAGCAGUGCGUCAAUCCUUGUAUCUACCACAAUACUUGCUCACCACGAGCUGAAUGCCGCGCACAAAACCACUUGGCUGUCUGUCGCUGCCCCGCUGGCUUCUUAGGAAAUCCAUACGUCGACUGUCGACCAGAACCACAACCUAUGUGCAAGGUAGACACCGAUUGUCCAGCGCGCUUGGCUUGCAUCAACGAUGAGUGCGUCGAUCCUUGUCUCACACUGGAACCAUGCAAUCGGCCCGCGCAAUGCGAAGUGACACCAACUUCGCCUGUACGUACUAUGAUCUGCGUCUGCCCCGAUGGCUAUAUAAGCAGCGGCAGUGGCACUUGCAAACCAACGAAGACAAUUGUGGAAGUAGGCGGUUGUAUAGCCGAUUCAGACUGUGCAACAGACAAGUCCUGUGUGAAUGGCAUUUGUCGCGAUCCCUGCAAUUGUGGCUUAAACGCGGAAUGCCGCAUUAAGGACCAUAAACCGGUAUGCACUUGUCGCCAAGGCUACGAGGGCAACCCUGAAUUCGAAUGUUCCAAGAUUGAAUGCGCUAUUAACUCGGACUGUCCAUCGACACACGCUUGCCGCAACCAACUCUGUGUGCCUGUUUGCCAAGGUGAGCAAUGCGGCACAAAUGCCGAAUGUCUAGCAGUUGAUCACCGCGCUGUAUGUGAAUGCGUGCCCGGUUUCCGUGGCAAUGCGCGCAUCGCCUGUACACCACUUGGCUGUCGUACCGACGGCGAAUGUCCAUCAGAUAAGGCGUGUGUCAAUGGCAAAUGUGAGAACCCAUGCGAUAGCAAGGCCAUCUGCGCAUAUGACGAAAUUUGCAAGGUCUACAACCACCAACCGGAAUGCGCCUGUCCACCGGGUACAAUUGCGCGCCGCAACGGCUGUGAACCACUACGUGAUAUACCUAUUUGCCGCUACGAUGGCGACUGCCCAAGCCAAACAGCCUGUAUACGCGGUGAAUGCGUCAAUCCAUGCAAUGCAACACAUCCAUGUGGUGUGAAUGCUGACUGUCGUGUCUUAGAUACCGUGCCAGUACGCACAAUGAUCUGCGAAUGUUUGGAAGGCUACACCGGCAAUGCGGCCAUACAGUGUGACAAACGCUCUCUGUGCGUUAUCGAGAAAGGUUUCGUACGCGACGUUGACGGACAAUGUGUCUGCCCACCAGGCACUGCUUUAGACAUAUACGAAUAUUGCGCGCCAUGCCUGCCCGAACAAGGUUUCAAGAUCGACGAAAAUGGACGCUGUGUAUGCGCACUUGAGCGCGGUAUGGUUAUCGAUGAACGUGGACGCUGUAUAUGUCCGACAGAUCAUGGCUAUCGUCUAACGCCUGCUGGUGAAUGUAUCGCCGAAGAUCAACCCGGCUGUGAAACGAAUGAAGACUGCGCUGACAAUCGCUUCUGUAACACACGUACAAAGACCUGCGAGGAUCCUUGUCUGCAAAAGGUUUGCGGCGUAAACGCCUUCUGUAAUGCCAUCAACCAUCGGGCGCAGUGUCAAUGUAUUACCGGUUAUACUGGUAAUCCAGAGCUUAUCUGCAACCACACCAACUUCCGUACAGACUUCCCACGUCCCGAUAUGCUAGUUAGCUGUCUGGCUGAUGGCGUACAAGUCGAAAUACAUAUUACCGAACCCGGCUUCAAUGGCGUGCUCUACGUGAAGGGUCACAGCAAGGACGAAGAAUGUCGUCGUGUCGUGAAUUUAGCUGGUGAAAGUGUGCCGCGUACGGAAAUCUUCCGCGUACACUUCGGUAGCUGCGGCAUGCAAGCGGUUAAGGAUAUUGCAAGCUUCGUGCUUGUCAUACAGAAACAUCCGAAAUUAGUUACAUACAAGGCGCAAGCCUACAACAUCAAAUGUGUCUACCAGACUGGUGAGAAGAAUGUCACAUUGGGCUUCAAUGUGUCUAUGCUAACAACAGCAGGUACAAUUGCCAACACUGGACCGCCGCCAAUCUGUCAGAUGCGCAUUAUAACGCACGAAGGUGAAGAGAUUAACUCUGCGGAGAUUGGUGACAAUCUGAAACUGCAAGUUGAUGUCGAACCAGCAACAAUCUACGGUGGCUUCGCACGCUCCUGCAUUGCCAAAACAAUGGAGGAUAAUAUUGAGAACGAGUAUAUUGUCACCGAUGAGAAUGGUUGCGCUACAGAUGCGUCAAUCUUUGGCGAAUGGGAAUACAACCCCGAUACCAACAGCCUUAUGGCCAACUUCAACGCCUUCAAAUUCCCCUCGAGCGAUAAUAUACGCUUCCAAUGUAAUAUACGUGUCUGCUUCGGCAAAUGUCAACCGGUUAAUUGUCGUGGCUACAAUGCAUUCGGACGUAGAAGACGUCGUGCCAUUGCCGACAAUUCCACCGACACAACAGCGGUGGCCACCAACACCGGCAUGGAAGGACAAUUGCGUGAGGAGAUAACCAUCUCAUCGAAUGCCAUCUUGACAUUCGAGAAGCGCAGCGGACCGGGCAUCAAUGAUGCGAACAUCAAACCUGCGGCACAGCGCGUCGAGGACAUUUGCGUCUCCAUGGUGGGACUCAUAAUAGCGUUGGUCAUCACCGCUUUACUGGCUUUGGUAGCGGUCGCCGUAGCCGUCUCCUGUUGGCUGAUGGCCUACCGUCGACGACCCAAAACAUUAGCGCCACUACCACAUCCGCCAGAGUUCCCCAAUCCGCUAUUCGCGAAUCCCGAAGCUGUGCCAGAACCCACACCCGAUUAUCUAUCAUAAGCAAUGAUGAUAAACGCGUAAAUAUGCAAAUAGUAAAUAGUUUAGUUAAGCAACUAAUUGAAUGCAAGAAAACUAGAAUUUAGUAAAACAAAACAAAAACAAAGAAUGUAUAGAACAAAACAUAUUUGAGAAGCACGUGCAAAAAGUAGAAGAGAAUUAUAUAGAAAUAUAGAGUUAAAAGAGCGCAACUAUUUGCGCGUGAAAAAAUAUUUGAAAACGUGCAAAGAAAAACAAAAGUAUAAAGAAGAAGCAGCAUAAUUGCUGAAAAUAAUUGAAAAUCAAAAUACAAACUGGAUGUGUCAAAAUUUUCGAAAAAAAAGAACGAAAACAUGUAAUAUAUACUAGGAAACUACUACUCAACUCACCACAUGACAUUCCUAAAGAGCGUAGCUUAGGUUAGUUAGAUGACUAGCUGCGCGCACGUAUUAUAACUAAUAUGAGAAUUUCAAGUAGCUUUUUGAAUCGUGCGGUAAAAAACUGUAUAAGCGAAAAAUGCAAGAGAAGAAGAAAAUAUAUUUUUUUUAAUUUUAUUUUAGUUUUGAGUAAUUUUGUACAGAUUUUUAUAAUUUUAUAAUUUUUUUUUUUUUUUUUAAAACAUAUAUUUUUUUAUUUUUUUUUAAUCAGUAGAAAAAAUAUGUAGCUAGAAACAAAAACAAAAUAGCUAUGAACAACUGCCAAAGCUAUAACACUGCUUAUGUUUAUAGAAUAAACAUAGAAAAGAGGCGCAUAACGGCAUUUACGCAUUAUUGCAGAGGAACGUAAAGCAAAAGAAAGUAGAAGAAAAGGUUAUAGAGAAGAAGAAGAUAUUGGAUAUAGGAUAUUGAGGUUAUUGAUAUCGAAAGUAAGACAGUUCAGCCAGAAAUAGAGCGAAUAUGCCACAGCAUAUACAGAUUUAGCGAAGCUACGAAAGAAUUCUCAUCUAACAAAUACAACUUCUUCAUUAGUCGAAAUACACACAAACACACAUACAAUACACACACACACACAAAGACGCAAUAAUGCAAUUGCGCUGCCACUUACCUAUACUACAAAACUACCUAUGUAUUAGCAAUUAAACUAGAGACUUGUCUUCCCUAAAAAACGAAGUCUUCGAUAAGUCUUACCUAUAAAAGAAAUAUACAUAUAGAAGCUCCGUAUAGGUGGUGGGGUACUUCGACACAACAACUCUAUAUUUAAACAUAUAUGCACUUGUAUUAUAGAAAAAAGCAUGCACUCAAACUAAGUAAAUAGUUACAUACAUACAUACAUAUAAAUAUGUAUAUGAAUAUCUAUGUGGUUAUUUAAAGAUAACUUUCCUAUAAUUUUAAAUGAAGUCAACAAGAAACUGCCGUUAGAGACGCACGAAGCAGAGAAUUUGUGAAUGAAAUAUAAUGAAGAGAAUAAUACUCCAUGAAAGAGGCAGCAAGGCAGUGUGUAGAAAAUACACUAAAAAAUAUUAAAAAUAAUUAAAUAUAAAAUAAUAAAAAGAAAGCAAGCGCAUGGCAAACUCUUCGCCAAAAAAAUUUACUAAAACGAAAUCGAAAUUCGAAAUUUCAAACACAAAUCAAGCAAUUUUUGAAUGUUUAUUUAUUUUUCAUAAAAAAAUAAAUAAAACAAGCUCUACUUUGUGGUAACACACAAAUUGUAAAAAAUUAAAAAAAAAACUGGAGAAAGCGUUUGUAAAAGAUUUAAGAAGAGUUGGGUGCGCACAAAGCAGCCACUAAAACAUAUGCCUGCCACUGCACUCACUGCCUUUGCUAAGUAAUUUCCGAUAUAAUGAAUUUACAUAAUCGAAAUAAGCAACAACAACAAUUUAGCUGCCUUAAAGAAGAAAAAACAAUUCAUUUUAAAUAUAAAAAAAAAAUAUUUUAUUUUGCUACUUAAUAUUCCUUCCUACUCCCCCACAAAGCGACUAAUGGAGGAUUUGCUUAAAUAAUUUUAUUAUUAUUAUUAUUACAAUUAUAUAUAUAAACGAUGAUAUAUUUAAAGCGUAUUAUUAACUAUUUUUUUGUAUUAAAAUAACGAAUUAACAUAUUUAAAUUAACAAAAGCGUGUUAGUCAAGUGCGUUAAAGUAAUAUUAAUUAUUAUAUAUUUUUUUGUUUCAAAUUUUAAUUUUUUUUGUUAUUUUUUGCCGUUUUUUUCGGUUUUUUUAAUAAUUUAUAAUAUAUUUUGUAUGCUUGUUGUGAUUGCAAAAUGCGUAAGUUAAUAUAAUUGAAUUGAAAAAAAAGAAAUCGCGUUAUAUGUACUAUAUAUGAAAAGUAUACUAAAACAAAACUAAAAAAGAUUAAAAAAAAAAAUAAUAAUAAAAAAUAAAAAUAAAAAAACAUGCAUGCGCUGCUAACACUAAAUAAUGCGCGCUGGCAACGCUGUGCCGUUCACCGCAAUUGCGUGUAACUAUGCAGCGAAAUUUUGGUUGUACGCUUUUGCGGCGAAUUCGUGCAGGAGUUGUGAGCGUGUGUUAUUUUCAAAAGCUAGUGUGUUGCAUGUAUAAAAUUGAACAAAAUAUUAAAAAAAACACUAUAUAUAUAUAAAAAAUAUAUAUAAACGAAGCAUACAAAAAAUCGAAAUGUAUAGUCACUACUUUAAGUUAAAUUUUUACUUUCAACUUUAAAAUAUUUUUAUUAAAACACACAAAAGACACAAGGACAAAUUACACACACACACACACACACUGAAAGACACAAAGUGAAAGAGAAAAUUAAAUAAAAAAACAAAAAACACACUGCUUUAAACAGCAACGACAGCAAAUAAAAAAUAAUUUAAGCAAACUGUAAAUAGAUGUCAUGAUACAAUGUAUAGGAUUUUUCUUUAAAAUUUUUAUUUUUUUAUAUUAAUUUUUUGUUCGUUCACAACGCCAUUGCCAGGCAAAAUUAGUGCAAGCAACCGUUAGAAAACACAAUAAUAGGCUUUUAGUAGGAAAAAAAAUAUUUUUUUUAUAAUUUAAUUUUUUUUUUUUUUUUAUAAAAUUCCAAAAUUUUGACCGCCAUAUUUACAAAUUUAAUUUAAUCAAAUAGCAAACUUUUAUUUUUCUUUACGUCUCAAAUACAUUAUAGCAAUAUUAGAAUGGCAAGCUUUUGCCACAUAGAAAACUUUUUGCACUGGCAGCAAAUAUAAUAAAAAAACGAAAAGACAAUAAAUAUAUGUAAAUUGUUAAAACAAAAACAAUAGUUAAAUUAUAAUUAUUAAAAACGAAUUGUAUUAAAAACAACAAAUGUUUGAAAGUAAAACAAACCAUAUUAAUAUUGUAUUGCUUAAUGUAAACUAAUAAUAAUAAAAAUAAAUAUGAAUAAAAUAAAAAAAAAAAAUAAAAA